UUAAGUUGCAGUCUCUGGAUGAAUGUUAUCACUCUCAGAGACUGUCAGUGAGCGGACCCGCUGCGCUGGGGAGGAGGACUCGGGGAAACACCGGAACUUUAUUUUAGGUGGAUUUACGCACCGGAGACGCAUGGCACAACCGGGCUGGCACAACUGGAUGAUGCUUUUACCCACUUUGUGUGACUUUUGAGAAAGAGAGAGGGGGAAGGAGACAGAGAGCGAGGAAGACGGAUACUUAUGUGUUGGUGUGAGGUUGCCACAGCCGGUCGUGUCUCCUCUGCGCUCCUCGUGCCCGUACCUUUAUCUCUGGGGCUUCUCCGGGACGCGACAUGGGAUGUAGAAGCGCGCUGGGAUGCUGCCUGCUUGCGGCGUUGUCCUGCUGCUUCCUUCCUGGCUGCGCAGGUAACAUCACCGUGGCGGUGAUGCUCCCGAACAACCACCUCAAGUAUCCGUGGGCUCUGCCGCGCGUCUUCCCGGCCAUCCUCAUGGCGCACGAGGACCUUCACGGUAAACACGGGCUGCUGCUCGGCCGCUCCAUCAACAUCCUGAACUACAGCACGGAGGAUCCAGCUGCGGGUUCAUGCGCAGAGAGUCGAGCGCAGGUGGUUGCCGUGGACGCGAAACUUUACAUCCGCCCGGACGCUUUCUUCGGACCCGGGUGCGUGUACCCGCUCGCCUCCGUGGGACGUUUCGCCUCGCACUGGAAACUCCCCUUGAUCACCGCCGGAGGACCAGCGUACGGCUUCGAUAAGCGCGAGGAGUACCGGACCAUAGUGCGCAGCGGGCCGUCCACCACCAAGCUCGGGGACUUUGUCAACGUGCUCCACACGCACUUCAACUGGACGUCCCGCGCCGUGGUGAUCUUUCACGACCUGCGGCAGGACGACCGGCCGCACUACUUUCUGUCCGAGGGGAUCUACCUGAACCUGAAGGAGGAGAUGAACGUCACGGUGGAGGCCCAGCCGUACGAGGAUGAGUUCAAGUACUACAAGGACCUGAUCGCCUUCAUGAAGGAGCGCGGGAGAAGUAAGUGCACGCUGAGUGGGGUAGGAGUGAUUUUAGAGAGGAAUUUAAGUGUCAUGUUUUGAUGUUAGGACAACUCCAGAGAUGUGCAAAUAUAGGCCUGAUGUUGUGUGUGAAGUUAAACCAAACUAGAUAUGACUCUCAAAAAACAACCACCACUUUUGGACAAAAUUUAUAUAAAAAUAGAAAUAGGCAUUUAAUUUUCUUGCUUGAGAUAUUACACCUGUCUUUGAAGUAGUCAAGGGUAUAAAACAACUCGUUUAGCCUACUCGCGUUAUUGCAGACGAGUAGCUUUGCUAAGCAUCAAAACUCCUUAAUAGAUCUUUAACUGAAGUGUUUUAGUUUCAAAGGAUUCACUCUGCUGCACAUUAAAAUCAGGUACUGGAUGAAAACAAUCCUCUGAAAUGAUUCAACAACUGUUCUCUGAAUUAUAGCUAAACUUUGAAAAUGAAUGUCAGCAAAAAUAUUUAAUUUGAUCCUCUAUGACCUUACAGGUUUAAGAUAUAACUUUGUUUUAUUCACAUGCAUUUUAUAUAAUCAAUUAAGCCCUUAAUUUUGAUUUGUAGUAACAAUCCUCCCUGUACAGCAGUGACUAAAGUGUGCAGGGAUCAUCUACAAGGUGCAAAACCUAAAAGUUCAUGCAUAAUAUACAUCAAGUUCACCCUGUGAAAGUGCUUUAUCAAAGUGACUUCACUCAGUAAUAGUGUUGGUUAUUUAAAAACUAUAUGGGAAAAUGUACUUUGACAUCAUUUGAAGGAAUAUAAUAUCACACCACCAUCUUGGGUUCAGGGAGUUCUUCGCUGAGCUCAGUUCUUCAAGUACAUUUUAGACUGCUGGUUCUGCUUUUUGGUCAGUAAAAUGAAAUUGAAUUGGCUUGAAGUAGAAUAUCUUACCCCUGGAGGUAGCUGACAUUAUCAGGAAACAGACCAGAGCACCAGCUGGUUACUGUAAAGAUAAUGUUGGCAGAUGGAGGAGGAAAUUCCCUCCAACUAGAGAUAUUUGAGUAACUUGUCCCAAAUUGGUCACACACUGCCAGAUGAACUUUAUUUAAAAAAAGAUGACUUUUCAGUUUUGAAUUCGAGCAAAAUCAGAUAACGUGAACUCAGAUAUGAAGAAAUGAUCAGUCUUCAUGCUGAUAAUCAAUAACUCUGAUCUUUUAAAAAUAAGAAUGAGUGCUCUGUAGGCCUCCAAAUUCACCAGAACCCAUCCAAUAGAGCACCUUUGGGAUGUGGAGGGACAGGAGAUUUGCAUCAUGGAUGUACAGCUGACAAAUCUGCAGCUACUGCCUGAUCCUUAUGUGUCAAAAUGGACCAAAUGUUGCUGAAUGCAUCCAGCACCUACUUAAAUCUAUAAUAGUAAGAAUCAAAAUGGGGCUCCAACCCAUGACUAGGCACAAAAAUAAAAUACCCGAGUUGACCUGAACCUGUGUCAGAAUCCAAAAGUAUGUUUCUGCUCAAUUCGGGGCACUUAUUUGAGUGUUUAGAGUGAAACCCUGCUGUGGGUGAUUCCCCUCUAACACAAUGAGGUCACAGUGAAGGUUGUUUUUUCCAGUAGAUCCAAACAGAGGUGGACUGGAAAAGGUGCAGGGAGAAGCCUGUUUAUUCCGGAGUUUUAACGCAGGAAUGUUUAGGCUGUGGGCAGCCUGCUGCUGCUGCUGCUUUACUGCCUGAGGAAGACCACCACCUGGACUUUUAAAGAAAGAGAGAAAAAAGAGAGGAAAGAGAUAGGACAAGAUCAAAUGGGUGUCCUCUCAGUCCAAACAUACCCUGCAGGUGAAACCAAACUUUGCUGAAACUGACCCAAGUUUAUUUAUUUAUUCAUUUAUUUCAAAAUAUGGCAGAGUUUCCUAAGUGACCACUUAAUAGAUUAAAAAACAUAAAGAAAACCCAGAAUAGAACUGAUCCAGCUUUUUGAGAAUUAAAUAGAGUUAUUUGUUUUGAAUGUAAAUUAAAGUGGCUGUCUUCUGUUGAAACAAAUGACACAGUAUAGUGGCUGUUAAAUCUCUCGUCACUGUUCGGUCUUUAAGUUUAAUUAACUGGAAACAUUGUGAGGCUGACUUAAUCAUUACUGCUGUUGUGAAGAGUUAAUUGUCUGACUGAGAGUGCACGUGCACAGCUGCACAUGUGUUACUGCAUGAGAGGAGACAGACCGCUCAGUAUGCAGAGGCUGACGAAGAAGACUUGGAUUUUUUGCUGCUCAGUUACAAGAAUUAUAAGUUUGGGCUUUUCAGGCUGUUAAAAUAUCCAUUUGAUUUUCCAUUUUUAUUUGAGAAUAAAGCAAUGAAGACAGAAACUUGUUAAAUGUUUUCACUCAGAAAACACCAUCAAUUUCCCCCACUGAGAUAUCAAUAAAUCAAAACUCCUUUAUUUGUCCUACUGGGGGAGAUUUGUUUAGAACAGCUUGAAAACAUAAAAAGUAGUAUUUAGAAACAGUACAAAAAAACAAAUAAGGGUAAACAAUAAAGAAUAGAAUGAAUAAAAGUGUCAGGACAGUGUAAAUCAGACAUUAGUCUGACUGCAGAGGAUAAAAAGAAAGCCUUUGGAGAAGUGGUUACUUUUUGCAAGCAGGUAAUACAGAAUGGCGCCCCGAAGACCACAAGGAAAUUCACUUACAAAAACAUGUCCCGAGGCCAAAAUAGUAGCUGUUUUCUGGUAAAGAGUCCAACUAACUGACUCAUUUGGACGAGACGAGGAGAUUGAUAUCAGUCUGCCUCAAGGGGCUUCAGUCAGGAGGUUAUUAGCUUAGCAUAUCCUAAAGGCGAAUAGCAGAGGUGAUGCAAAACAGGGGCGUAAUCAGGCUGUCUGCUGGGCAGGGCUGAAAAAAGGCACCGCCAAUAAUUUUUGGUGUGUUAGUUCAGUGUUGCGUUCGAAGUAUUCCCUGAUAAACAACAACAGUGUAGAGUGGCGUUACACUAGGGUGACCAUAUGUCCUCUUUUACCCGGACAUGUCCUCUUUUUUGGGGGCUGUCCGGCCUUGUCCGUCUUCGUCCGGGAAAGUUUGUAAAAUCCAUCAAAUGCUCGGAGUUUUGUAAGGAAUGUUCAAGUUUGUGUCGCAUGGACUUACAGAGUUAGAAGUGCAUAAAAGACACUCGAUUCUACCAGAAAAACUCUCAAAAUUGACUACAUGCGACACAGUGACUCCGCCCCCACGAUUCAGAAUAUGGUCACCCUACGUUCCACCAUAUCAAACAUCAUAUGUAAAACCAUUAUUAAACUUAAUAAACCAUGUAAAAAGUCUCAUUAGUGAGUCCAUAGACGCCCAACAAUGGCAGACGCCAUAUUGAAAAGGCUUUACUUUUAAUUGACUCCAAUUGACUUAUAGCUUCCUGACAAGCAGCUGCAACAUUUUUGCCUAUUAGUCUCAGCUACACCCUCAACUAAACCCUUAAAGUCUUAUAAAGUAUUGUACUUUUUUCUACACAUUGUAGCAGACUUUUAAUUGAACACGAGCCUGUAAGUGUUUCAGAUUUAUGACACUGUCAUUUGUGAAUGGAAAUCAGACCUAUCUCUCAGAAAAGAUGAUGAUCACAUUGGCCCUGUGAGUACCAAUGAUGAUGUGAAGCUGAUUGUCUCAGAAUGCCAAUAAUCAGCCCACUUUAUUGACCCCACGAUCGAUUGGUCUGUCUCUACUACCUUUAUCUUUGCUGAAUUUGUCCUGAACAUGUUUGAGAAGUGUUUUAUUCAAACACUACUUUGUUGUUAAGAGGCGUCAGUGUUAAUGUCAGUCUAUUUCAUAACCUGUUGAAAGGCUUCACUUGAGCUAUGGGUAAUAUUAUACACCAUGAUCAAUAUUCUAAUAGGCACUGUUUUAACUUCCAUGUGACUGUAAAGAUGCAGAAAAUGUAAAGCUUUAAUGUAUAAAUUUAAAAAACUGCCUCAGAAGAGAACAAACUACCUGAUCACAAAACUCCUAUGAUGUGCAGUUUGAUCAAUGAUUUUAGAGCAAACUCUAAUUCACAAAUACUCCUAAAGUGUUUUACAGAUCUGUUAACGAUCAUUCAUGAUGGUUGUGGACAGACAAACAGAAGGUUCAGAUCAGGAAACACUUGGAGAAGUUGUUUUGGAGGCUCUUCAAUGUGAUGCAGUUUGUUGUUUAGUUUCGUGAGCACGCUGACUCCUCUGCAGGUUUAGAUACUUCCCUAAAACACUUCUGAAAAUGUUUAUGGUACCCCGUCAUUGAGUUGCUUCAUCCUAAUCUGUUAUUUUCCGUAAUGAACAUCAUCCAACAGUUUUAUUUGUCUCAUUUUAAAUACAAAAUGUGAUUAAAUCUGCAAAGUAAACGCUGUUGGGUUAAGGAUAGGAAAGAAGCGCUCAUGAAAUGUUUGAGUUAGAGUAAACAGACUUAAUAUUUUGGCCUCUUCUCUGUCAUGUGACUACAUAAUCUAAAAUCCUCAAGAUUGAAUGCCUGUAUUCUGACAUAAAAUAUUCAAAUAUGCAUGUAGCUGAUCUUGAUAUUAUACGACUUUGCAUGACUGAGCUGCAGAAAUCUUCCUUUCCUCCUGGGAACAUUUGGAAAGAAUAACUUUUGGAGCCAGCUCAACAUCUCUGAGCAAGUUUCCAACCAGUAAAUGUUGGAAUAUUAUGGUUUCUGGCAGUGUGAAAUAAAUAGAGUUUUAAACUUCUUAAUCUGUUGUUAGAGUAACAGCAUCAACAAACAAUGCAGUAAACACUGAGGGAAGGUGAUUAAAGAGCCCAGCAGCAGCAGCAGCAGUGGAAAGAGGUGAAAGGUGCAAAACGCCAACAUUCCCACCUUCCCAGGUGAAUUAUGGAAGUGCGGCAGCGAGCUAGAGGUCAGGGAAGCUAAUGGUUUUGUCGGGGCUUGUCCUGACUUGGCAUACUUUCAUCCCGGAAGAGAAGCUCCAGGCCGUCGGCUCUGUGGUGUCACCCCACCGCUGAGUGGGUUCAAACGCCAAGAGGCUGAUUGAGGUGUGAGAGGAAAACUGGGGCUUUUAUUGUGAAGCCACAGAUCAUUUGGAGCGCUGACAGCUGACCGAGUAAUUGCGUCUUUUUGUUGAGUGAAACACCCCUCCCACCGCCACCUCAAAUUCCCCAAAUUCCUGGUUUUAAUACCUGGAAAAUGCAGACACAACCAAGGACAGUUUAACAAGUUUUCGGGAAAUGAUACUUAGUUAUUUUCCAUUAUUUCAGACUCUCUAGUGGUCUUCUGCUGAAAUAUUUGAACUCUAUUUGACAGAUGUAUUAAGUGGAUUCUGAUUUUACACUCAAUAAGCUCAACAGGUGAGGACAAACAGCUGUUGCAGAUAUAUGAAAAGCCAGUUAAUCAGCCUGCUAUUCUUCAUAACUCAGAAUACCUAAACUUGUCAUAAUAUACAGCUGACUAACUGAGUAUGCAGUUAUUUAAAAUCACUUACAAAGACAUAUUUGCACAAGAUGCUACACAUCCCUGAUUUUGGUGCAGACAGCUGACCGCUCUUCUGAUCUUCACAUCUAAAAUAACAUGUAGGUUAACCAAAGACUACAAAUCUGACCUAUUUCUCAUCAAUUUAUAUCUCCUCUCAUAAUACUAUAACUUUAUUGUAGUAAAUUUACUACCUCACUUACAGCUUCAUUCCUGCAAUAUUAUGACUUUGCUACGACUUUAUCCUCUUCAUAUUUUGACUUUGUUUUCGUUAAAGAUUUUAUUCUUGUUACAUUAUGACUAAAUUUUCUUUGACUUUUGUCUAUAGACUGUAUAUAAAAUGGACGCCGUCUGCCUCACCCUCUGGUGACAGGCUGCAGUAUAGGUCAUAAAUCCCGCCUCCUCCAGCAAAUCUUAUGAAGCUGUGGACAAACUUUAGAAAUUAACUACACAGAAUUUAAAUUUUUCUCCCUCUUGCUUGUGGUGUUGACAUGUAGUUACUGUAAGACUGGUUUGUGCUUAAGUCAUCUUUUUUUUCUGUACAGCUCCGUUUUUAAAAGUUAUUAGGGGGUUCAUGUUUUCUAUGAUUGACACCUGAUACAGCCUUUGGGCGUACAAAGAUUGCGUAGCUCACCCAAGGCUAUUUGAGCACAGCGACUCCUGGCGACUCUCCCGCCGAAUACCUACCAUGCUACUGCCCAAGUGAUGGAGUGCGUACAACGCUACUGCGCAAUGUUGUUUUCAGGAAAUGGAGAAAAAUCGCGGAAAUACAGAGAGCUUUUUGGCUUCAAAUCCGUAAACAGGCGGAAGGUGGAACCAAGUUGUCCAUAGUAUAUACAGUAUAUCCUUUUUUUUCAUAAUCUAACAACUUUGUAUUGGAAACCAUUUUUUUCCUUUUCUUUAAUGUCGCCAUAAUACCCCCACCGUAAUCACGUCUCACAGUGUCAUCAUCAAAACUAUCUUUUAUUUUUAAAUCAUUAUAGUAAAACUGUGAAACGUAACCUCAGAAGUCAAUUUGUCACAUAUUUCAGACCCCAAGCUACUGUGUCGUCCUCGAGCUCAGCCUCAGCCUGAGACUAAAGCAGUUCUAUAAAUACAUUUCAGCUUUCAACACUUUGCCAUUGUGACACUGUCGCCCAAACGCUUUUCAUUCCCUUAAUGUGACACAAAAGAGAAAAAUUCAUUUGUGUGAGAGAAAGACUGGAUCAGGCUUUGUUGUGUCUCUUUUCCCUGAGUGUGACAGCAGCUUGAAGCUUGCAGUAAGUGAUAAAGACUCUCUUCACAGUGCAGCUCAGGUAUUAGCAGCUCAUAAUUGCAGAAAUCCUUUUUUUUUACUCCCUGAAUGCCUCAGAAGAAGAGGGUUGGAUGAACUAGAUGUAGCUUUCUCGCUUCGUUUUCAGAACCAAGAAGUGCUGCAGAGGAAAAGCUGUAAUUUAUGUGUUAUACAACAAAGUCGUAAAAGCUCGUCAGACAGAUUAGAACAUGAAAAAACAAAGAGCUAGAGGAUAGUCUGAGAGAAAAGGCAGCUACAAGAAAAACACGACACAGGUUCACCUCAGAAAAUCCAUUCAAUAAGGCAACAGAACAGGAUGAAAGCUGUUAAUAGCUUGCUUUGUGUUUGUGCAUUUAGAUGUGAUAUCGCAUGGUGGCAGCACUGUUUGAUGAUGCAGUUUGGGAUCAAGAUUAAACACAGUAUCAUAAAAUAUCAAUAAGCGAUACUAAAAAUGCACAGAUGUUUGACUUUUUUCCUUCUUAUUUAGGCCUGUCAUUCUGCAGAAACACCUCAAUCUUUCCCUGUUUUUUCACGUCUUAUUAUCCAACAACCUGCUGAGAAUCACUGACCUUUUGAUCAGUGCUAGUUUCUGUUUUAUAUACACAGACCACUGAAUUUCUUCAAUUCUAAACUAUUAUAAGCAAAAGGGCACUCAGAUUUGCUUUUAAAAAAGAAAAUAAUGGACCAGAUGCAGGAUAAGAAAACCAUAACCUGAGAUAGAGCAGUUUUUCCUGCAGCAACGUCAUCAUACUCCAGUUUAAUCAAACUGUCAAGAGAUGUGUUUGGACUGCCAGUUCAACAAGACACAUUUUGGAGGGUUUAGACAGCUGGCUGCAGGUUAAUAAAGUUUGUUUGACUGAGAGGUGUCUGUACAAGUUAGCAUGAAGUUAGAUAAACAUUAUUAUUAGGUCUGCAAGAGUACACUUAUUGCAGGACUACCAAGUUAUCAGUAUAUAUCACUGCUGGGGCUGCAAGUGAUGUGAAAUAAGAAUCUUUAAAAGUCAUGCACAAUUUGAUGAAAUACGCAAAAUUUGAUCACAACGUGCAACCUUUACCCUGAGAAGUGGAAAGGCAGCCAUAAUUAGGUAAAAGGAGAACGAAUCAGCCCUAGCUAACAGUUUCCAAAGCCUCCCUCACCCAACAAGUUAGGAUAGUUACACACGUCCACAUCCAUAUGGUGCGACCAAAAAAGGUACAACUUGAGUUACAACUUUACUCGUUUCAGCGUAGGGUUGAGAGUGGACUUUACGCUCUAACUUAAGACACAACAGCAGGUGCAACAGGCCUCUGAACAUUUCCUGUAAAUUUCUGGAGCUCUGCCCCUAAAGGUUUGCUUCUUUACACAUGUCCCUCUCAGUCAUAUGAGAGGGUGGUGAAGAGGCAGCAGAUAAGUCUUUGUAUAAGACGCGACGUAAAAAUCAUACCGCAAAAGCCUGAGUUUAAGACCUAGACCGCAGAGACUUGUACUGCAUUUACAGAAGUGCUAUACGGAAACAGGCUGGUGUAGAUGUCUCUGCUGUAUUUGUCUUGAAAACUGUUCUCCUUUUUCGUACUCAGACAUUUCUAUUCCCCCUGCUUUGUGUUGCUCCUCGGGGUUUGCACCAGUUGUACCAUAUAAACCUCUCCACCUCUGCCCCUUUGCUCAUGGUCAGGUUGAUCAUUUCUCCUUGCGUCUCCAUGUGCAGCCCACCCAGAAAACUUCUGGAAGUUUUCAGGAACAUGUGUGAAUCAACUGCAUAUGUAUGAAGGAAGCAUAUGUCUACCUGCUUUUCAUCUUGUUCAGCACAAAACCUGUUUGCAGCAUGUCCCUGUUCAAACUCUUUAAGUCCAAACUACUGAUGUCACAGGAGCACGCUCCAACUUUGUCCAACGCUAAUGAUUUUAUUCUAAACUUUGGAAAUUUGUCUGUGACUUCAAAAUUUUAUGAAAAGUUGUAUGGCAUAAGGCCGGCACAACCUGAGAGUGGUUAAUAAUUAGCUGGCGCUUCAUCUGUCUGUAUUAUAAUAGUAACAUCAUCUUCAUGAUACUAAGAGUCCCAUCUGAGAUUCAUCUUUUUUUGUUUAAAUUUGACAAGUAACUAAAGAUGUUGUCCUUGAUAUAUAUUCCUUUUUAAAACCCGAGAAAAAACAACUCCCGUAGAGUAAACAAACUGUUUCUUACACUAACUUUGAAUUUGCAAAAGUGAAAUGUAAGAUUUCCAUUCUGAGUGACGGAGCAAGCGUUGUUUAUCACACAGAGGAGUCACUGCAUUCAUUAUGUUGAUUCAUUUAAAAAGCAGAAAAAAAAAACAGCUUUGAAUGCAGCUGCUUCACUAGCACAUGUAGUUUAAACCUUGAGUAAAGAAAGACAAGAUCUGCCUCUAACUCUGGCAGAUUUUGGCACUCGGCAUCAACCUUGGUGACAAAAUCAUUUUCCAUGAAUGCUUCAGGAUGAAAGGCACUCUGUUUUUUUUAUAAUUUGAACAAAUUUAAAGCAAAGCAACAGCUAAGGGCAUGGAUGUUCGCAGUAGUUUUCUGCAGCUUAGGCAGGCCUCACUUUGUCCCUUGAAAUUCUUACAAAAAGGAUUUGUAAUCUCAACCCUAAAUGAAACUAGAGUUAUUCUUAAGAAAUACAGAAAAACAAAAACAUUUAAAGCUCCUGUGAGGAACUUUUAAUUUGUGUCUAUUUUGGCGCCCCCUGUGGAUAAAACAGUCUUUGACUUUUUACACUCAAAUGUGUCAUUUAUUGUGAAAUUGUCAAAGCAGUUGUUUCUCCAGCGGCUUAUUGGAUACCUAUCACCUUGCACCAGUUUAAGGCCUUAAAAGAUUAAAAAACGAAAAAAAAUAAAAAUCAUCAAAUUCGUCACUGAUAGUCUUGUUUGCGCUUAAUGAGAAAGCAUCAAUAUGAAUCAAAGACUAUUGUAUGAACAUUGCAAAACUCCUUAUCAGGGUUUUCUUGUUGAUUCUGAAAACAAAAAAGGAUUGAAUCGUAGCAUUUUUGCGAGAAUGACAUUUUGAUCAAUAAAAAUGUCUAUUUUUUCUAUUAAGUCUUGGGCCACAGAAAAUAACAACCGAUUUGAUAAUUAUAUGGUCUGUCAUUCAUCUCUCUGCAGUUGUUUUUCUCAUGAAGUGACAUUAUUCAGUGUUUUAUCACAUUUUCUCCGUUGGGGAAAAAAAAAAACAAAACUCCCUCACUUACGACUUGAGUGUCAUUAUCUUGAAACACAGCAGACUGCAGCGCUAUCAAGGAAAAGCACUCAACCAUCCGUCAUCAAUCCCUGGGUUAUUAUUAUGAGUCAUUUUGAUGAUUAUAUAUGUUUUUCAGACUUAAUUGGCACAGAAAAUCAACAAAUGAAAAGUAUAUGUCAAUUUUAAAAGUGCAGGUCACAUGUUGGGUUACAGUGUUGAGAAAUAUCUGGAGAAAAUGACAUAUCUGUUUGACAAAAAGAGACAACUGCUCAAUUUCCUGCUUAACUUUGGAAAUCCGUCAACUAGUUGUGAUUCUUCAUUUUGCAAAAUCAGGCCAAAAAUAAGAAAAAAUGAAGACAUCAACUCUCAACUAGAACUAAAGCUUAUUAUCUGUGAUUUAUCGGCAAAUUUAUGCUGGAAAAUGUUAAAUUUAGGGCUCAGUAAGAGGCUAUAUUACACCAGGAGGAGGUUCCCUGCAGCAUCCAGAUCAGUGCAAUAACACAGUUGAUUACCAUGCUGGAGUCUGUGAAGCAGAACAGCUUGUACAAAACAAUUUAAUGUGUUUUUGUGUAAAGCAAAGCCUCAGCUCAGCAGGUUGGUGUACUGUACGCCUGUUAGAAAACAAGAGGACAUUUUCCCCCCCGGCUGUGGAGCGCAUUUAUUUUGGGAGUGGUCCAGGAGACUGUAGGACUACUUGGCAGGGUGAGCCGUGUUGGAAUAGAUGAAAGUCGGGGUCUAAAGCAGCAGCAGCAGCAGCAGCAGACUUUGGUCUAACACAUGAGGAAAUGUCUGCUAACUGGGAGGACUGCAUGCAGCUGGCAGGAGCUACUCUGACAUACACUGCAAAUGGAAAUUAUGCUACUUUUUUUUUAUUUUAUUCAUGGCACAGGCAGGAGGGUGUGGGUGGUAGAGUGAAGGUCGUGGGUAGAUACAUUGUUUUAUUUUCCAACAAAGGUCUCUGGUUUGAUUUCUGGCAGCUCGAAAACUUUUUUGAGCUUAUUUCAUUUGGUAUUUUUUGCCUUUUUUUUGAGGCUUUACUCCUUGUUGUCGUGGUCUCUGGAUGAACUGCUGCCAUGACGCUCUGCUGAAUGUCCUCCCCACUCUUGGCUCCACAUGUUUCCUGUCUCUCUGUCCUGUUCUCCUGGAGGGCUCGUCAAGUUUCUUUUGAUGUUUUAGUUCGUCUGCUUCUGUCUGCUCCACCCGCCCCCUCCCCACACCCCAGACAACUUUCAGACUAGGGCUGGGCGAUAUGGCCUCAAAUCCAUAUUACGAUAUAUUGAGCAGCUCACCUCAAUAACGAUAGACGAUAACUACUCCACAAGCUGCUCACCCCCUCCCACAUUAACUUCGCCGCUACAAAUUUUGAACCGUCCUCCAUCUCCUCACCUGUCUUUCCCUCUUUGUUACGGACUAGAUGGGGUGGAGUCACAUCUCCGACGUAGGACAGCGUCUUAAAGGGACAUGAGACCAUAGCCUACCUACACACAUCCAACACCAACUUUUAUUUAUUCAAUUUUUUGACACCAAAUAUAUUGACAUGGACAAAAUGAUGUUGGUUAUUGUUGUAAAUUUCGGUAUCGGUAAAUUUUCGGUUCAUCGCCCAGCCCUAUUUCAGGCAGCCAAUCAAUGCAAACCCUGUUAUCAGAGUAUUCCUGCCCAGGCUGCCACUAAGAUCACUGCAUAGAUAAUGAGGUUAGAAACUAACAGCCAUAAUUAGUAAUAUCUACUAUAAGGUGACCAUAAGUCCUCUUUUACCUGGACAUGUCCUCUUUUUUGGGGGCUGUCCAGGCUGUCCGGCCUUGUCCGGCUUUGUCCAGGGACGUUUAUAAAAUCCUUUAAAUGUCCGGCAUUUUGUUUGGAAGUUUCGGGUUUGUGUCACGUGGACUUACUGAGUAAGAAGUGUGUAAAAGACACUCGAUCUGACCCGAAAAACUCUAAAAAUUGACUACACACGAAUCCGUGACUCCGUGACUCCGCCCCCCCGCGUAGUCAUGUCCUCUUUUUGGGGAUUCAGAAUAUGAUCACCCUAAUCUACUACAAUUGCUCUGAGUUGCUACCUGGGCUGUUAUACUGGGGCACAGAGAAGUCACCAAUAUGUGACUCCUGCUGUAUGAACUCAGUGAACUCCUCAUGAAAUCGACUGUAUUUCUAAUGAAAAUACGAUUUUGUCAACUCUCGCUGCUAAAUUUCACACAAUUUUAAAACAUCAAUGCAGAGCAGGCUGAAUAAAAAUGUAGGAAUUUGAUUUUAUGUGCUAACAGAGGAGCUAGUUUAACUCUGUCCACCUGCAGCAGACUCCAUCCACCGCUUCUCUCAGUCAUCUUUACGCCCUGCAGCUUCAGAGAUGAUGUCUGUACGCUUUGCGUCUGUUGUGGAUCUGUUUCCUCAUACAUGCACCCCAUAACAUCUGGUAUUUAUUUGUGUUUACAUACUUGUUUUUGUUUAAAGAAUCAUUUGUGGAUCACUGCUCAAGUUAUAAACACAAGAGUUUGUAUGCAGACAUCAAAUCAGAACAGUGUGUGAUAAUAAAGAUCAUAAAGAGCUUGUUCACUUGUUCAAAAUACAGUUUAUUAACAUCCUUUUAUUAUUCUGUUUCUUUUUUUCUGCAGUUGUAUACAUCUGUGGCCCUCUGGACACUUUCCUGAACAUCAUGAAACUGUUUCAAAGUGAGAUCCAGGACCCAGAAAACUACGCCAUUUUCUACUUGGACGUGUAUGCCGAGAGUCUGACGGAUCGCAAACCAUGGCAGAACACUGACACUGACUGGGCCGAUCCCAUCCAAGUCUUUAAGGUAGGAUGAACACGUGUGGUACAUAAAGGUUCGAUAUCUAUUCAGCCAAUCAUAUUUAAAGUUGCAGGGGUUGACACACCACUGAUGGAGCUCUGCAUGCAAAAUAAUCUUCUGGGAACUGUCUUCCUGUGAGCUGGCACUUCACGCAAACAUGCAUGCACACGUGGGCACACACACAGUGUGUAGCAGAAGGCAUGCAUUAGUCUGGAUCACUUCUUUUGAUAGAUUGUAUCCAGAUUCUACACAGAUUUACUGAAUGUGGACUGUCACCGUUUCACCGACGUUGUAAUUACCGUCAGGAAAUUAUACAAGACCAAAAACCACCACUUGGAAAGAGGAAUGACGGUCUCUGACAACUGAUAUUUAAUUUGUCGUUUUUAUUCAUUUUCUCUCCAAAUCCUUUAAUCGUUAUCAGACUCCGUUCACUAAGUUUGACAGGAAAAAAAGUCUUCAAAUGCAGCAAAAAGGGACACUUAGUUCAAACACUUUGUGAAUAAGUGGUGUCUCAUUAAUUUUCACUAGCUUUUAAAAGUUUCACACAGCAAGUUAAAAUCACAUGAAGCUUUUACGGUGCUGACGUUAUGAUGAAUGUGUAUGUUCAGGAGAAGCUCACAGGCACUCUUACGGAUGAUCUUUGGAGGAUGAAUCACUUUUGUAGUUUAGUGUCAGAGGUAAAAGACCCUUCCACCUUUUGGACCACUUUAACGAGUGAAAUUCUUGUAUGACAUUAAAAAAAAUCUGUUUUCACAGGAAGCCAUUAAGCCAAACAAAUUAGCGCUCUGAGACAUCAGAGAGUGGGCACAGACUCUGUCGUGGGCUAAUUGAUCUCCCUAAAUGUCAAACCAGCUUUUCUUAAUUCUCUUUAAUUCAGUGUUCAUGUAGUUUUGAAGUGGACGAAUUGAAUAUAAAUCAAGUUUUAUGUUGAAUUGAUUAUAAAAAUGUCUCCCAUAAUGGACUUCACAUGUUUGCUCCAAUGCUUAAAAUGGAUUUUGAACAUUAGCUUAAUGAAUAAAUGUUAAUACUGCGCUUCUGUUUUGCAUUUAUGGGGCAAUAAUGUGUUCCACAGCGUUAUGUAUGUUUGACUUCCUCGCCUAUCUGCACCUCUAAUGACAGCGUUUAAAAACAUAGAAAUACAUGUUAAUCAAAGAUCACUGUAAAUGUAUGGUGGCCCGUAAGGGUCCCCUCACAAUCUUUAAAUGAACACCAGAAAAUCUAAUUUACAGAAGGUAGCAAUUUCACAAACACAAAAAUGUUUCAUGAAAUACAAAAAUAAUUUUAAAACGUGUAAAUAUUUUUCUUUUUUUUUCAACUUUUGUUUGUUUUGCAAUCAUGAUUUUUGAUUUUUUUUGCUUAUAAUUUUAUCUUAUUACCUCAUACAAGAUGCUUAUGCAUUUCAUGAAAUAGUUUUUGUACUUUGUCAAAAUAUUCUUCAAUUUUCUGAUUGUUUUUGGGUUUCAUGAAAUGAUUGCUGCAUUUCAAGAAUUAUUUUGCAUUUUUGAGUUGCUCCGUGUUUGCAUUUAGUGAAAUGUUUCAGGCCUUCAGUGAAAUUUUGCAUCUUUAACCAAAUACAGUUCUCAGAUACUCUCCACAUAUCUAUAAAAUUUUCAUGAUCAUUGUUAAUAUACAAAUCAAAACCUUAAACUGCAGCAAGAAAUGUACCUGAAGCUUGAUUGUGGAAGGGCACCAGUAAAUUCACAUGGUUGCCAUCUCUUCUCUGCCACGUCACAGUCAGGGUGGGAAACUCAUCAUCAUGUGCGAUGACAUAAAAGUCAAAUCACUGAUUGGCCAAAUUUAUGGUUUGAAAUAGCUUUAGCCUUUAGAGUUCUCCUUCUGAAACCUCUUGUUAGCUGGCAUUGAAAUAUUUGAGUUUUAAUGCAAACAAGUUACUAAUUUUGGUCAAAGUGCAUUAAUGAUUAUUCAUACUAAGUGAAAACAAACUACUUCAAUCAGCCCACACCCACUCAAGAUACAAUAGUUUGAGCCAUAAUAUUAACGUGUGUGUUCAUAAGGGCUGGAUUUACACAAGAGAAAAAUAAUUUUAAUAUUGGAGACGAGAUUUUUGGAUUCAUUAAAGGGAUUUUUGAAGUUUGAAAUAAAGCGUCAGUAUCAAACAGCUGCAGUAUAAAACAGACCUCAGAUCUGUUCAUCUGACUGUGAACUGCUCCUAACCUUGGCUUUGGAGCAAAACUUUGGCUUUUCAUUCUGCUGCUCCUGUGAAGCGUUAAUUUGUCUGCGAGCGAUAACAGAGCUCAUUAUGGCGACGUGCUUCUUUCAGAGCGAUAAUUGCUUAUGGAAGUUUGUGGUUAAGCUCCAGUGUAGAGACAUGAAAAAGGAUCUAUAUAUCUCUCUGUUCAGAGCAAAAUCAGAUGCCUUCAAAUAAAUGUAUGACUUGUUUUUUCUGUCAUAACAGCAAGCAUAUUAACAAAACUGAAGGUCACAUUCUGACUGAAAUGCCUGGCUGGAUGUUUAUUUCUUUAUUCAAACACUUGAUUGGAUAUGAGAUGGCUCUGUUAAAGUGUAUGUGGUGUUACAGACAUUUUCUAAACCGCUUAUUAUGAGCAGAGUCAUUACACUGUUUACCUGUCACCCUCUGUAUUACAGAGCCAUGAAAGCCUUUGAAUCCUUUCACAAGAUUAAUUUGAAAUCUCAUGAGAAUGUUUCAUAAGAUUGAAUUUGACUAUAGUAAUAUACUAAAUUAUAGAUUACAAAUCCACUAUAUACAUGUUGGUUUGUGCUAUAGUUCUGCUGAAUCUAUAGCCUGAUGAAAGAUGACUUUUCAGUUAUGAUGACUUUUGGGAACUUUGUGAAGUUCGUAAUCUGUUUAUGGGUUUGUAAACAGUGAGGGUGAACUGCUAAUGUAUGUGCAGAGAUAAAAAAAAAGCGUAGAGAUGGAUUGAUAAUAAUAGAGUCAUAACCUGUACAUAGGGCUGGGUGAUAAAACGAUAAUGAUAUAUAUCAAAAAUUUAUUUCCCUCGAUAUCAAUAUAAAAUAUAGUCGGUAUGCUUUUUGAUAACCUGCAUUUAGCCAUUUUUUGUCGACUAUACGAAUAGCCAAUGAAAGGAGGAGUUGCUCUGUGCAGUGCUGAAACGACCUUUCAGUCCGCUUUUUCUAGCGCAACGCCUUACAAAAAAUGUCAAAGAGACACAAAGACCUCACAGAUGCAGUAGCUUCUUGUAUUGCAAAAGAUAUGCUACCAAAAGGCACUGUUAAAUUUCAUUUAAGAAUAACAGGGAACAUUUAAGAUUGACAAGUGAUUUUUUUAUAUGGUGUUAUGUAUCGAUAUUGAUUGAUAUGAAAAAAAUGUAACGUGAUAAACUUUUCCCAUAUCGCCCAGCCCUACCUGCACAUGCAGAUUUGCAAACAGUGUGCACAGAUGGGAAUAAAACCAUGCUUAUUUACAGAGCUGCCCCUGCAGAUCAAUGUUUAUUAGCAGGUAAAACGAUCAGUUACAUGGAAAUUUUGAGUCAGUUAAUGAUCAAUGUUUUAGAUAUUAUUCUGUGUUGAUAUUUUGAUUUCAUAUGUUUUCUGUGCCAAAAGAAACCACUAAUAGUGCAGGAAUGAAAAUGUUUUUCCCCCUCUCUGUGUCUCUUCCAGUCUGUAUUCGUCAUAACAUACCGGCCUCCUGAUAAUCUAGAGUACAAAGAAUUCCAGAAGAGACUCCACGCCAAAGCUCUGAAGGAUUUCGGAGUGCACUUGGAGCCGUCGCUGGUGAGUUACAGCCUGUAAAAACCUCAUGUGUUCCCAGCAGCAUCACACCCUCUUUAAUCUUUUAUUAGACUUUAUAUGGACAAAAACACCCACUGUGUUGUGUAAAUGUCAGCUGUUAAUGAUGAAUGAUGUUGACAAUAAUGUAAGCAAUUAAUAGUUUUUCUUUUAUUACUGUCUUCAACUCACAUGGCACUUUAACUAGCCAGAUUUGUGUCAUUUCAUGAGCAUGCUCCUAUUGGCGUGCUGGCUCUAGAAUAGGGGUUUCCUCCAUUAACAUGCUAAGUAUUUUUAUUUUUCCAUCAUUAAGCUCUGUAAUCAUUACCUUGUGUAUUGCACAAACUACUGUGUUGUUAAAAGUUUAAACAUCGAUACUUCUCCUCCUGCAGAUGGACUACAUCGCGGGCAGCUUCUAUGACGGUUUUGUGUUAUACGCAAAAGCUUUAGAAGAGACGCUGGCAGAAGGUGGAGCCCAGAAUGACGGCAUCAACAUCACAAUGAGGACGCAGAACCGCAGAUUUUGGGGUGAGCUAAUGUUGGUUUGUGAACAAACGAAUCGACAAAUGCAUCUUUUUCUACUCUUUCAGGAGUGAUAUGCCGGCUGAAAGAGGUUUUAGCUGAUCUAACUGGAGUAAGGAAACUUUUCCAAAGUGGCGCUAUGAUAGUAAAUUACCAGCUACUACUUAUGCCAAGGUAAAGCCUGGAGGAUUUAAUCAGUCAAGAAACAGUUCAGCAGUAUAUUGGUUUAGUAAAACAAAGAUGUGACAGUAACUACAUUUUAAUCCACCUUAUAAGUGAAGUGAGAAAAACACAGGGUUGCUCAUGCUUCUCUGUUAGAGGUAUAAAACUAUGAAUGCAUUACCAUCUGCAAUGAAGACACUGAUGAGAUUUAAGGUUUUUAACAGAGAAAGAAAAGAAAGUUUGUGAGCACAGUUUGAAACAUAGAUUAAUUUUUCAACCGUUUUUGUCUCUACUGGUCUGCAUCUUUGUGGAAAUCCUUCAUUUUUUGCAAACAUCAAUUGUGUCUCAUAUUUUCAUAUCUGUAUGAUUGAACUCACAGCUCUGUAAUGUUUGGUUUAAUCUUAGAAGCUUAACCAGGAUACAGGGUUGCAGAUUUUCUACUGCCAGAAACCUGUGUGCAUGACAUUUUCUUUGUAUAAACCACUGACUCUGCAUAAAUCUUUAUACAGUCAUGGUAUACCCUAUGCAGCAAUAUGUCAUGUAUUUGCCCCUGUCGCACUCAGGACAGGCUAAAGUGUGAUUCAUACUCCUGUGCUUAAUCUAUUCUUUUGCAUGUAUGCCAUUGGUUUGCAUAUGGAGUAGCCUGUGAGCAAAGCUUGACAUGUUCCUCCCCAAAAGCAUAGUGAUGUGUCUGAUCAAUACAGGCAGUAAACCUGGUGAUCAAUCAGCUGGGUAACAUGUACUCCACAUGCCUCUGUGCGUCACAUCUCCUCCAUCCUCACCUCUUUUUGUCUUUCUGCUUAAAGUUCAUUCACUCUAACUCCAGCACAACACCACUGAUCAACAAAGAUGCCUCUUUACUUCCAGUCCCUUGUUUAUUUUCCCUUUCCGGAUGCCAAAAAAUGAUAACUGUUAUUUGGUACUUUUUGCGGUUUAAUUUAAUUCAAAUAUCCCUCUUCAUUAAAUACUGUGAAUCUGAAAACACUCAGAUACAGUUGCCAUGGUUUCCUGUGCACAAACAAGCAAAGACCCAAAAACUGGCCAUAUUUUUAGCACAGAGAUCACACUAGCGUUUUGUCAGGGUAUUAUAGGGCGACACAUACACACUCCUGUGAGUGUAGUAACAACCACUGCAGAUUAACAACAGCAUAUAGUCAAUGAAGAAGUAUGAACCAGGCUUUAUGAAUAAACAACAAGCUGAUACAAAAGGUAUUAUUUUUGAGUUACAACUGAGGGUUAAAAUAACUCCAUGGCUUGGAGAUUGAGGAUCAUCGAGGAAAUGUCAUUUACUGUUUGUUUGAAUCAAUAACAAGAUGGUAUGUUUUCAUAUAACAAGAGUCCAGUGAUUGGUCACAUGCAGAGAAAGUGAGCUGUACGUGAUAAUGAUGAAUAUUCAAGUCUUCACCUCCUCAGAAAUUACCGUUAGACUUUAAGCUGAAAGCUAUAGCUGCCUCUCACAAAAAGAUUGCAGUGCUACACCAUAAACGUGGAUAGAUGGUUUGGUGGAAAGCAUCGGUGACCCUAAAAUGAGAUUAAAUACACCCUUUAAAUAUGAUAAUUAAAAAUAAUACAUUUUAUUUAUUGGCGCCUUUCAAAGCACUCAAGGUGGCCUUACAAGAGAAGGUUAAAACAAGACAAACAAAUAAAUACUAAUAAUUAUAGCAUCGUUGAACUCCAGUUAAAAAGGCCGUUUGAUGCUCGAUGUGAGUGCUGACACACUUCCAUGUUUACCUCUCUGGCUGCCAUGUCUGCUCUCACAUCAUCCUGGAGGAGGUAAUCAGGCUGACGAGGGCUGUUCUGCUCAGCAUGAUGCAGUAAAACAAAGAAAUAUGUUGAAAGUACUCAUAAAAAGUAUUUAUUCAUUGUGGUUGUUUUGACAGUGCGUCAAAGACAGUGUUAAGUAGCGCCUGGUUUUUCAGAACAAAAGAUUUUUUCUGGUUUUUGAUGUCUAAUUCUGGCUCUCUACCUUGAGUUCACAUUAAGGUUUUUCAAGUUCUUCCACGAGGAUCAGUUUUAUGAAAUGAAAAGAAAACAAUUGAUAUAAUAAAGAUGAAAAUAAUGCUGCUACUGUCUGAAUUGUCACAAUCAUUGUUUGUUCAGAUCAAGUCAAAGCUGUGGUGCCAAGACACAAACAUGCCAUCUUUGCUGAUGCUCUCUCCAGUCAUGUUUGCACGUCCAAGAUCAUUUCCAACAAUUUUCUUCUUUGACAACCAAAACAACAAAAUCAAAGGAAAAAUCAGGAAAUUGCUCCAGUGCCUUUGUACCAAAGUAGACGGCGGAACACAAUGCCAGAACAACAACAACAAAGAGAUGGUUAUAACGGAAAGGGACAAGGACUCGAGUUUAUGAUUCAAAUACUUAAAAAUACCAGAAAAACUCUGUUUACGAUGACUCAUCCAAAUAUGAAAGGCUGAAGGUGUAAUGGGUACUUGAGGGUUUGUGAUAGUACCAUACAUGACGUUACACACUCUGAAUCAGACCCUUAAUGUGAACAUUGUGUGUUUGUCUUUUUAGGAGUGACGGGACUUGUUAGUACAGACCACAAAAAUGCCAGAGAUAUAGACGUCAACCUGUGGGCCAUGACGAACAUGACGACAGGAGAGUACGGGGUAAGUCAUGCUGUCGUAUGUCUGGUAUUUAAUUUGUUUGGGAUCUUCUGCUGAGGGGGCGUAUGACUGAGUCUACAUUUUGACACAGUCUUUACAUUUAGCAUUGCUGAGUGAGUGAUGUGCAACAUUAUGAAUGGUGUGAAUGCUGAGUCACUAAGUCAAAGGUAUUUUAAUUACUGGCAAGGCAAGGGUCAGGACACAGGAAAAAAAGACUCAAAGGAACUACAAUGAUUGAAGUAAGGCUUUUGUUGUAUUAGUACAACAUGGGCUAAUAUUGAGAUUUAAACGAUUUAGGACCUGAAACACCUUCCCACUGAGCAUUUUUUUGGUCUGAAAGAGGUCGAAUAGACAUUGAAAUGUAGCCUAGACAACUGGUCUAAAAUCAUGCUACCACAGAUCCAAAAAUGACAGUUUUUUAAAUGCCUAAAUUUAGACCAAGGUUAGACCAAGUCUAAAUCUGGGCUGUAUCUAUUCUACUCUGUAUAUUGCUCAACGGCUAUCAUAAUUAUUUUGGUAAAGUACUUGGAGAUCAGUUCUGCAACUCACAGUUGCUUUUUGAAAUAAAUAGUUAUCAAAUAAUCGGUUAAAGUGCAACGUCUAAAUUCUGUCUAAAAAUAUACAGAAUUGAGACGGUUGACAUUAGGUCUAAAAAAAACUAGAUGUCCAAUAGCCGUCUAUUGCUCAGUGGGUUAAGAAAAUAUGAUUCAGAUUCAUGAGUUUCCCAUCCUAAACGUGACUUUACAAGGAGAUGGCUGCUGUGGGAGUAUGACCAACUGAUGGAAAUCUACAGACCCCUUUCUUUAUUGUUGGCAAAGCUGAUCUCAGUCGACCCGCCCUAUCAGUAGAUCCAACUAUCAGCUGACAUGCAAGUUAUUUGUAAAAAAAAUUUCUGUUCUCAAUUUGAAUCAAAGAGACGAUAUCAACAGAUAAGAGUAUAUGAACCAAAUAAAUACAGAAGCUACAUACUCAAAUCAAUGUUCUGGACCAGGAUGUAGACAUUAGGGGUGUCAAUACCGGUACUGGAGCCUUCAAUAUUGACCGAUACCGAUAUUGAUCCAAUAUUGGCACAAAAUUGUGCAUGACAAGUUUUUCACUCAGCUGUUAUGUCUUUUUCACACUUAAAAAAAAAAAUACUACCACAAGGCCAACAUCACUCCUUCCCCUCUCUACUUUGUUAGUACCUCAGCACACACUGUUGUUGUGAUUUUGUGAGCUCAGCUUUCUGGAUCAGGGCGCUACUAGAUAGAGGUGCCGGAGCAGAGUCUGGAAUGGACUGCUUGUAUCGGAGUGCUGAUAUAGGAGAUUUUAGAUGCAGGCCAAUAUAAUCCGAUAUUCAUUUUUUGGUGAUAUCAGACCGAUAUCCGAUAUCAAUAUUGUAUCGGGACACCCCUAGUUGACAUGUUUUGUUUGCCCUUUGACACUGGAGCUAGUGAGGCUUAUGCAGUCACACUUGAGGAGCUGUGGUUGAUUUCACUUCCAUUUUGGAUUCAUAUCAUAGUUUUCCUUUUGAAAAGCAUCAGAAAAGACAACAAAGAUACACAAAACAACCACACUGUUGGCUGUUUGCGGUGGUUUGAUCAUUUCUAUCUCCGUUCAGUCACAGUGUUUUGUUCAGCAGAAGAGAUUGCUAUUGCUUAGUCUUAAGAUAAAGAAUGAAAAGGUUGGCUGAAAGGACCAAAAUCUGUGAUAACACUUUUAUUGGAUUGGGUUUUGCAGAGUAGCCUCGAGUGCAAAGAUGGAUGGUGGAACGAUGCAUUUAGGGACAAACAGGCCGUGUGCUGCGGCUGGUUAUAAGCAGAUUUGGCAAAGAGAUGUUUUUGUUAGGCAUGGACCGGACUGAUAAGCAAAUGAGGAGACACUUUCUUUUUGUUACAGAGCGACCAACAUGUCCCUCUUAUUGAGUUUUUCAAUGUGGUUGCUCAUACUUUUGGGUUUAAAUAUGAGCAAAUUUCCUUUAAACCAUUAUUUGGAGACCCUCAGCGCUCAAAGGAUUAAAGCUGGAAUCACAACCUCCCAGGUUUUUAUUUGCUCAGGGCCAUAUGGAGCUUGUCAUUCACCCGACCUCUUUCUUUCUCUUUCGUCUUUCUUUUGCAUAAAACAACCUACCAAAACCUUUUGUAUUUACUGAGAGGAUAUAAAAUCUUCAGGGCUCUGUGUAAGUAAGAUUCUUUGUUGAGAUUAGUCAGUAGAGAAAGCUGUUUUUCUGUGUACAAAUGAGUGUUUUUGGGUAUAAGCUUUAGACUUGAUUAAGUGUCUCACAGCUAAAGUUCGCAAAGCUGUUAACACAAGAAAAUAAGAGAUACAGUCUCAGUCUGAUUCUCUUCAUGUUUCUUUAAUUCCUCUAAUGCUUUAGCAGACUGCGUGGAGUUUCAAACCACAGCUUUGGUUUGUGUUCAGUUGUUGAUGCUAACAGCAAAUGGAUGUUACUAUCUGGGACAUAUUUCUGGUUCCUAAAACUUCUAUAAUGAUUGGAUGCAUAAAACCUCAGAUUUCCCUCCCAGUCUGAUGAAAAUAUUUGUGUAAGUUGUUCUCUGUAAACAUGACUGUGAACUGCUUUAGUGUGUUUUUUUCUCUCUGAGGGCAGCAGAAGUGGGUUAGCUGGAUGUGAGUUCAGUAAAAAUUUCACAGUGGUUCUCAGAGGCCAUCAGAGUGACUUCCUGGUCUCAUUUAUCCUCGCCUUUAAUUGGUCGCUUCAUAUAACCUGUUGACCUUAGAAAGCAGCUGCCCUGUUCAAAACAUCUCAGGGUGGUUUCAAUCUUAGACUGCUGCAUAUCUAAAAAAACAACAACUUUGAUUUCAAAACACUACUAAUAUUAAAAGAACCUAAAUUGUCGAACCACUUGUCAAUUUUAUUCUUGUUUUUGCGUAUUUUUAAAAAAGGUUUGACUCACUGCUUAAGGACAAAGACUCCUCAUCUGGCUGCGUUCAGUUUUAGCUUACGAUACAACAUUGUAAAUUAAAAAUCAAUGCUGAGUAGGGCUGGGCAAUUAACCGAAAAUUUACCAAUACCAAAAUUUACGACAACAACCAAUGUAAUUUUGUCGAUGUCAAUAUAUUCACUGUCAAAUAAAUAAAUAAAUAAAUAAAAGUUGGUUUUGGAUGUGUGUAGGUAGGCUAUGGUUUCAUGUCCCUUUAAGACGCUUUCCGACAUCAGAGACGUGACUCCACCCCAUCCAGUCUGUACCUAAGAGGGAAAGACAGGUGAGGAGCUGGAGGACGGUUCAAAAGUUGUAGCGGCGGCUGAAGUAGAUGAAGUUAAUGUGAGAGGGGGUGAGCAGCUUGUGGAGUAGUUAUCGUUCAUUUAUCGUUAUCGAGGUGAAAUGAUCAAUAUAUUGUGAUAUUGAUUUGAGGCCAUAUCGCCCAGCCCUAAUACUAAAUGUGUAGAAAUGUGAAUUUUCAGCUAAAUCUAUCUAUCAGAUUUCAGAUUGAAAUGCUCCUUUGCUAACCCCCGUUAGCAACGAUUGAAGAACCUUAAUGAGUUUUUAAAGAUUUUUAAUUUUUUAACCCAUUUUCUUGGGACAAUAAAGACUAUGUUAUAUUUCAAGGAACAAAGUUAUAUUGUUCAUGAAGUAAAGUUUUCAUAAUCAGCCACUUAAAAGAGAGAUUCCAGCUCUUUGCUCAGUCUUUUCAGAGUCCUGAUACUAAUAAUAAUGUCAUGCUGAGGAGACGAAAAAUUAGAGACAACUUAAUGAGACGCUCUAUGUUCUUCAUCUUGAUACAGACAGCUGGUACAGCUGCUUACCAUGAACCAAAAUUACAACUUUAUCACCACCUCGUAGUAUACGGUACUCUGUUCUAAUAACUUUAUGACUUUGGUUUUAUUUUAUUCUUGUAAGAAAACGACUUUAACAAAACCUUAAAUAUCUUAAACAAACCUCUAUUACUAUUAUUACUACUUAUGAAUAGGUUGAAUGUAUUUAAAUAUCCUUGGUCUAAAAUACUUGUCUACUCUCACAGAAUCAAGAUUAAAGAAGCUGAACUCAUCAUGGAGCGAAUUGUUAAAAGGAGUUAAUUUUUAAGUGUAGGGCAGUAAACACAACCCCCAAACUAAAGAACUGGGACUAUUUUGGCUCUCUGGCCCCCUGCCCCCUCACCUAUCCCAUCCUGCAUUGUUUUGAUGACCCUCUGUGGGGGUUGACAGCCCUUAAGUUUUUAACAGGAGGGACCCGACAUGCUUGGAGCAUGGGUCGAACACAUAAAAACUCCUCUGGCUGUUUAGAGACACAGGAGUCGAGUUUCACAGCAGGACAGCAGAUGCUGUUCAUGAGGCUGUGCCGUCAGAAUAAAGCUCACACAAACAAGCUGCUCAGGAUGUUUGUGAAAUGUUUAAGAGCUGUUACCCACCUGUGUUUUUGUCUACAUGAUGGGAUCAACUAACUUGUCUCUGAUCAAAGCUCACUGAUCACGAGUAGCAGGGCAAAUAAACAAUAAACAGAGCAGUAAACUGCCAAGAGCACAGACAAGACUGCAAGGUGUUGUGCAUAUGGCAGUGAUACUCAAGAACUGCAGUGUGAAUGAAGAGGAAACUGAAUCAGUUCGUGAGCAAGUUUCAGUACACUUGGGUACAUUCAAAUUAAGAAGGUGAAUAAUGUGUGAAAUAUUGGUGCAUGUCCGUUGAUCAUUAUAUAUGUUGGUGUAAGGUGAGAAAUGCCUUAAACCAAAUAGCUAAAUGGUCUUCUCGACUGAUUGGUGAGUCACAGCUUUUUCCGGCAUCCCUGUACACCAAACAGUUACAGCGGAUAGCUUUCUCUAUUCUAAAUGACGACUCCCACCCUUUACACAGCGAGUUCCAGCUUCUUCCCUCUGGAUGGAGGUUUCUAGUCCCCAAAUGCAGAACUAAACGUUACAGAAACAGCUUUGUUCCUGCUGCUAUUAUUGAAGUGAACAAGUUGUAGAGAUUUUGCACAUAAUUUUUCACAAUUAGCACAAACUGAGGAGGUAUUAUUUACUUACUUAUGUUGGUUUUAGACUUGUUUUUACCUUGGUUUGUAUCCAAAGGUUGUUUAUUUGGGUUAUUUAUUUGCAUUUCUUUAUGUAGUGACGUUUUUCUCCCUCUCUUGUGUCCUGACUGGGGAGCCUUGGGGUGCUUUUAUCAUGUGUUUUACCCCCAACGCUACACUGUUUUGUGGUUGUUUUAGAUUUGUACUGUGACUUGUAUAAAUGGACAUCAUCACUUUAUUUCACUGCAGAACAAAUCUACCUUUGGGUAUUAAUAAAGUAACCUGAGCUUGAACCUGAACCUGAACGAGGAGACAAAGGAAAAUAUGGAAAUUCAGUGAUCAAAAUAUGCCAAUGACAGAAUUAAUAACAGCAAAUAAAACAGCCUGGUGUAUUUAUUCUUAUCCAUCUGACCCAGCCUUUUCCCCUCUGUGUUUGCAGCUUGUUGCUUACUACAAUGGAACCACCAAAGAAAUCAUUUGGUCCCAGACAGAGAAGAUCCACUGGCCUAACGGGGGCCCUCCACUAGAUAACCCCCCGUGUGUGUUUUCCACUGAUGACCCUUCCUGCAAUGAUGGUAUGACACCUCUGCAUCAUCUAUAGACUUUUUGCAUCUGAUGUCACAAUGUUAGGUCACCACCCCCUCAGCAGCAAAAGGGAUAUGUAACUUUCUAGAUGUUGAUGCCAAAUAAAUACUUAAGCCCACAAAUAUCCUGCAGUGGAAGAACUGUAAUUUGCAAAUAUUAACAUGAUUAUCAGCUAAUUCAGCUAUCUGUUUAUGCCAAAGGAACUGGAAAGACAACAGAAUGAGUAAAAACAGCUGCUGUUGCUGCCCGAGUAGUUUCUAUGCUAUCUGGUUUUUACUUUCUGGAUAGUAGUGGUUUUGGAAAGUGCUGCCUCAGAUUUUUAACUCAUAAUUAGGAUAAUUAUUGCAGCAACACAAUUAGUCAAACUGAGGAACGCAACUAGGCUUUUAUUUUGAAGUACGAGCUAUUUCCUACAGAUCAUAAGUUAUGGAUCUGAAUGAAAACUUUUCAAAGAAAGGUCAAAAAUAGGGCUGUCGGGAUAUCCUAUUUUCACUUUUUGAUAACCUUGGCUGUGAAAAAUUGGUUAUCAAACUUGUUAGCGGAAUGAUAUGUCCCCAGAACAAGACCUACAGCUGGCUGGAAUAGCUUUAGGGAAUUGCAUGAAGAGAUUUAAGACAAAGAUGUUCAUGCACAGUGAUGAUGACAAGAGAAAUUAUCUCACACUUAAUGGCCAUUUUUUCCUCCUGAGAGUAAAAUUAAAUCACUCAUUAGAUGGAUAUUACAGCUCACUAAUAACAUAUUAUCUCUCCAUCUGUACAGAGCCAAGGAUACAUUCAUUAAUGCUGUGAUGAGAAAUCUGUUUCUUCUAUCAGUCUUGUUCCAUCUUUUAUGCCUGUUUGAAGCCAAUACACCCAUUUAGAUGUGCUUGAAUAAAAAGCAGUGCCAAAGAUCAGCGCUGGAGAUGCUUUGACUAAUGUCCACAUAGUGACAGUUUCCCACGGGAAUCGUUAGUGAUGAUUAACUGAGGAGGAAACCACAGCAGUUGUACAUGUAUUUUGCAGUGAAGAAGGUUUAAAGUCAAUAAAUCUAAAGCUAUCUGCUAAGAAUUUGUGAAUUUAAGAACCCAAAAGUCGCUGUCUCCAGUGUGACUUUCUGCACUUAGAGAAAUAAAUGAUAAGGAAUGAGGUAUUAUAUUAGACAAACAUGUGCAGAACAUAAAGCACAGUGAUGACAGUGUUUGAUAAUAGAGUUAAGAAAUAGACAAGGUCAGUACAUAACAUGCUGUUGCACAGUUUUCAAAGUAUCAGGAGCUAGCUAAGAGAUCAGUGAAUGAAUUGGAGGUCUGGAAAUCAGUGUUGGGACUCGCUUUAUUCCCAGUCUGACUAGCUGUUCCCCUUCAGAAGCCAUUUAUUGAAAAAAAAUUAUUACUGUGUCAUAUGAUGAGAAACCCUAACAUAAAACAUGAUAUGAUAUGAUAUGAUAUGAUAUAAUAUGGUAUAUAGGAUACGAUAUGAUACGAUAUGAUAUAAAAUGAUAUGACAUGAUCAGCAAUACACAAAAUAGAAUAAUAGGAUACAAUACAAUUGCAUUAUGAUCUGACAUGAAUUUAUAUAAAUUGAUAUGGGGCAAGAGAAUAAAAUAGAAAAGAUACAACAUGACACAGUACAAUAGGAAAUAAUAGUAUAUGUUACAUAUGAUAUGAUGAGGUAUGAUAAGAUAUGAUACAGUACAAUACAAAAUAUAUCAGAAAAUGAUAUAAAAUUAUAUAAUGUGGUGUGAAGCAACAUGUUUUAAUUUGAUAUGCUGCGAUGCAGUACAAUAUGAUACAAUAUGAUAUGAUACAAUAGCAUACAGUCCAACACAAUACGAUAUGAUACUAUAAGAUAUGACAUGAAACAAUGUGAUACAACAGGAUACUAUACACAAUGACAUGAUUCAUUAGGGCAGGAUGCUUUGAAACAUGAUAUGAUACAAUUUGAUUGUAUAUGUUGUGAUACAGUACGAUAUGAUACAAUAUGAUAUGAUAGAAUACGAUACAAUAUGAUACAAUACGAUAUGAUACGAUAUGCUACAAUAUGAUGCGAUACGAUACAAUACAAUAAGACAUGAUAUGAUACGAUACGAUAUGAUGCCAUACGAAACAAUAUGAUACGAUGGGAUACAACAGGAUACUAGAUGAUACUAUAUGAUUUAGUAAGGCUUUAUGCUCUAAGAUAUAUGAUACACUAUGUUAUGAUAUGUAACAGUAUGAUAUGGUGAAAAAGGGUAGGUUGUGAUGCCAUUAGAUAUGAUAAUAGAAUUUACUUCAUCAGAUCAUAUUGUAUCAACUCAUAUUGUAAUGUAUUGUGUCAUUAUACAAUAUGUAAUGGUAUAUGAACAGACAAGAUGUCCUUAGGAUGGAUUUACUUUUCAUGUUUUUGGCCACAGACUAUUUUCUUAGAUCCUUUACUAUGUUAUCAAGGACAUCAUUUGCAGAAUAUUUAAAGCUGUGCACUCAAAACUUAAACUGCCAGUGAAUUCAGUGAUGCAACGAAGCUGAAGCUAAUUACCAGUGCAGUUGGAAAUGAUAUAUCCUGAAUGAUGAUUCUCAGCUUUUCCUCUGACUUACAGCAGGAUGUAUAAUUAGUCUCAAUUAGGGUUUUAAUUAUACACCAGGAAUGUCAGAGCUGUAUAAUUGUGUUAAAUUGUUGCCGGUGUUUGUGGCUGACAGAUUGCUAAAGCAGUGCAGCUGUACGUCAGGAAGUCACAGCUGUGUUUUUCACUGCCUUUUUUUCCUCUUUUUAAAGAUAUGAAUGUGAACAUCUGUUGAACAUAUGACAGAAACUGACCGAGUGUUGAAUCCCUCCUCUGUCUCCAGGUCAUCUCCCAGUUCUGGGUAUUGUGGCUGUGGGAUCUGGAUUAGCGCUCAUCAUUUUUGGGAUCUCCAGUUUCCUCAUUUACAGGUGAGUUUGACUGAAUGGAGGUGACGCCUCCUGUCUUUGCUGCUUUUAGCUCCAACUGUGUAAAUGAGGGACUGAGUUUUUCCUCCACUGACGGACAGACAGAAAGAAAAAGACAGAGGGAAGGAGGGAGCAAGAGGUGUUGGAGACAGGAUUUAUGGGUCGUGCUGCUAUAGGUGCCAGUGUGGUAUUUACAUGAUUGUUUCCACGGCAACGGCUCAGCAGGUGACAGCGUUAAAGCGGCGGUGAAGUGCGCUUAAGCUGCCAAGUGAGCUCAUAUACCAGCCCCCAAACACCCUUACUGCUUUUCUCACUUAAUGAUCAUUAGUGUGGUUGUAAACUCUGUUUUCUUUGCACUGGAUUUAAGCUAAUCGCCUCCUAUUUAGAUAAUUCACACAACACUGAUGUCACAGGGAAAAUAUCAGUCAAGGUCCUUUUUGUGCUUCUCUCAAGGUAGUACACAUUUAUUUGUAUGUUGUACGCUUUUAAAAUCUCAUUGCAAAAAUUUCAUUUCUCAACUCUAGAGGAAAAAGACCAUUUUAUAUGAUGUGAAAAAGUGUCCGAACAAACUUUGACACAGUGAAAAUCUCGCUCUUAUGAAGUCAUUUUUGCCAAACAAGUCCCCCCCUUUAAACUCAUAAAACACAGCAGCCGUGUUAUUGGCCCUAAGUUUCAAAAUAUUGAGUUCAAGGUCCUCCAUGCUGCGUCAGUUCUGUUCAUGUUUGGCUCCAGGGUGAAACACUAUUAAAUAUGCAAGUGGUUAAGAAUUCAAGCAAACAAGCAAUAUCCAUUUAGACUUACAAAAAAUAAAAAAACACAGCUUAUCGAGAAACACUUCAUUUAAUCAACAAAAUAACCAGAUCAGGUUGGUUAUGGAGUGCCUGAAGAUCAUGUUUAUCAGUGAUUUCACUCUUUUUAUCAAUUUACUGAAGGUGGGGUAGGCAAGAUCUGAGGAAGUGCCAGUUUUUGGGAGAAAUCUUGAAUGUAAACUCUACCCCUCCCAACCAGUUUUGCCCUCAGCUCCUCCUCUCCGCGCCGUCUCUGCUCCAGCAAGCCCCGCCCACAAACAGACGCUCGUCCUCGCUCGAAUCAUUCUAAUUAGAUUCAGAUAUAAUGAAGAUAAAUACUUCAUACUAAUGAAGAUAGAUACUAACAGACUACCAGAAAACACAAUGUUUGCAGGACUUCUCCAACUAACUACAAGUGACAUACUUCAGGACCCGAGGAAAACAGUUUAGCGGCGCUACAACACGCAGCAGGUUUGACAAGAAACACUUCUGUUACAGACACUUGGCUUACUUUGUCCAGCAAAAAGGUUACAGGGUCUGUAAGAUCCUGAAGUGUUCACUGAUGUUGACCCGGCUUCUUAGCUCUUGUCCGAUUUACUACCUUUUUAAGCGCCCGUUAUUGCGCCAGAGUCUCCGGUAUUUACUUCGUUUUCUUGCUUGUGUUGGCAGUCGUGACCAAAGUAGGAUUCAGACAAUUUUCUGUACUUCCUGGUUGGUUUCUACUGUCGCGUGCCUCACAACAUGAGGGAGCGUGUGCCUCACAACGUCUGCCUCACAACCAAUCAGGUUGGGGGAGGUGGAGAACAGUUUGGUUUACGUUUAGAAAGAGCGGGCCGCUCAAAAAUUUUUAAAAUGUUGACUACACAGACAUAACAAAACACAGCAAUAUCGUGAUAUUCCCAAAUGUCAUCAAUAACUAAUAGCUAUUGACUGAUAUUAAAAGCUUUUUUGUAUAUACACCACAAAAAAUAUGCUUUUUUAAUGGAAUCUUGCCCACCCCACCUUUAAGUUGAGAAGUUUUUAUCCAGCGCUUGCUUUCUUUUCAACUGGGUUACUGUUCUGUUUUUGUUUGACCCAUCAAUGACCUCAGACUGCCACCCUGUGCAGUCUGUGGACCCCGUCAUACUCCAUACCCUUACUUCAGAGGCAAAAAAAUAUGUGUGCAAAGAAGGACAUGACUUUCAUGAAAUUUUAUUUGUUUAUACAUUCUUUAGGGGAUUGUAUUUUCUGUAAAAUUUACCCUGACAAUAUAAGACUGUGUCAUUUCCUUGCUACUACCCCGGAAACCAACUGAAACGUAUGUCAAAGAGAUCAUCAAAUUUACUCGACUUCUUUCAUGAAAACUUCAUCUGACUUUAAAAUGGUGAUUAAUUGCUGAAUUUCAAGAGCUAAUCCCAUUUUGAUAUUGUGUUUAAAUUCCAUUUGUUUGAUUUGAGCAUCAAGUGAAUUCGAUGAAAUAAUCUUUAUGAUUGUGACUUAAGACCUGCUAUCUACACAGACGCUGCGCUGUAACAGCAGUGUGGUAUUAAACCAUGACUCAGAGGUAGGAGGCAGCCUCGAAGUGUAUCGUUUACAGCUCUUUAGGGACAUUUACACUCCACAUUUGUGCUUUUGUGAUGUGGCUGCCAGCUGAUAUCAGUUUGGUUGUGUCUGUAGGCUUAGCUGGAGCAUGAUAUCUCAGUCCUGAAGCUCUGAGUUGAAAAAACUUUUACUGCUGCAGUCCGACUUAAACUGGACUUUAAAAUACACAAAAUCAUGUCACUCUGACUGAACUUUGACUGAGUUGGUCUAAUUAGAUUGGGAAUGGUUUGAGGAUCGAUCACAUGUAUACUCUCAAGUCUGUCCCAGGUCCUCCUUAAACGCUCCAUGGUGUGCAUGGCAGGCUUUGACACUGGAGCUGGAUGAUAGAAAUGUACAGACAGAAGCCGUCUCAUUGCAUAUGUUUAAAUAGAAUAGCUUAGACUUUGUAAUUAAGGUGUAAAGCUGUAAAGUGUAAAGUAAAGUGGUCCAUAGUUUCUUGUUCAUUGAUUGUUUUGUGAUCUAAUGAGUCGACCGCAGGAUGGUCAGAUUUUAUCAAGCUGAAAGGGUGCAUAUCUCUGAAUACCGUAUCCAUAACAGACAUACUUUUAUUAAUAAAUCAAAUCUCACUCAGAAACCAGUCUGAUUAAACUGAGCUUUAACUACAGUUUGACUCCACAGUGCAUGUAAACGUCCUGAGAGUGUUUUAAAAUGAUAUGUGUCAUUUAAAGGCCCAGUGGGGGUGUAUUUUUUCAUACUGGCAGCAGGAAGCAGACACUGUGGCGGCUUACGUACAGUGUGCUGGAAAGGACAAAACAGUAUUGAAUAAAAAAAAAAGGUCAUUGAUUUCAAACCUCUGUUGCAAUGCAAUUAUCAUUAAUAUUGAAAGUACUAAUCUGAUGCCAAGACUUGAGCGAAAAAGCGUUUAAGCAACACGGACGGCAUAAGGUUUCAACCUCUGAAAUAGAAAUACCGGUUAUUGUGUGUGUUUGUAAGAUCUGAAUGGAUUAGUUAAAAAUAAACUGAGAGGUUUGGGUGUCAUUGUUAAAAUAAGUGUUAGAGUUAAUUACAGACCCUGUGCAGCUGCAGAUCAUUCAAAUAAAACAAUAAUGCGCCACAUUUUAAUGGUUGAAACUGUGAGCUCGGCAUUCAGCUGGAAAAACAAAUUGAGUGAAAUUGUUACAGCGUCCCAUGUGGCUCACUCUGCAUGUCUGUGGAGUGCUGGAGUGGGUCCCGUUUCAUUACCCAAUGAGUUCACCAUGCGUGUGUGUUGAAUUCUGGUUAAUUUCAGAGGUACAAUUACAUUUAAUUAAAGCAAAGUGUCUAUUAUCCACUUUUGUAAUAGUUUUGGUCAAAAUGAUGAAACUUAUGUGAAGACAAUAUGAUUUAUAUGUCAGCUCUAACAAAAAAAAAUAACACAAUCACUCUUCUAAUACUGACUAUUAACACAAACAAGUGUUAAUCACCAGCCAUUCACAAUGGAUUUUGAUCAGAAGAAUGGUGGAAGAAAGACGAAGGAGCAGCUUUCCACUCGAGGUAAAUCCACCAAUCCUGAAUCUGAGUUUCUCAUUUCACUUCCAGAAAAUCUGACACAGAGUUUGCUCUUUAUUCUUAAAAACAUUUACCUUUUUUUUUUCCUCUUUCUUCCAGCUCACGGUUCAUCAGGCACAGCACGGAUUCCUAACUAGCUAGCUAGUUUCAAGGACUCCUUGCCAGUAAGUUUUGUGAAAUAUACUCUAAUCUCUGUGUGAAAUCCCAAAAAACUCAAAAUAUUACACGUACCAACAAGUAUUUUAGUUUUGGCCCUCUAACAAGUACAUAUUAUGACACAUUUUCAGUCCUGAUUCAGUGAGACAGUUUAAUGCAUGGAAAAUUUGUUGCACUGUUAGCUUUGUAGUUAAUUUCAUGCACCUUGCAACCACAAAACUAUAAAUAUUAACUUCCUAAUUAUCAGAAGAAGUGUGUUUUAUCUUCUCUGUUCGGUAGUUAAGGCUAACAGAUCCCUCUUUGUUUCUGCAGACACCAGUGGAGCUAUGCUGAUAAACGGAGAGGCGCACACACUCGUCUUAAACAUCAUCUUGGAGCCCUCCAUGAUCAGUCCUGUCAAACACCACUAAAACGUUUAAAUCUCUUCAGAGUUCUGUCACUGUUUGUAUGAAUUUUUCUUUACAAAGGGGUCGCCUGAACUGCAUAUAGGGGGGUGCAAUUUGUAUUUGAUUUUUUAACCCUCUGAUGCAUGAAUUAUGAAAGCCCUGAUCAAGAUUUUUUUCAUAAGUGUUUUUAUCAUUCUCAGGACAUAAAAGAACAUGUAAAAUUGUUUUUUUUCAAAAAUGUUAUUUUUUCACAAAACUACAAAAGUGUCCAUUCAAGUGGACUAUAUGCGCCUGAGCACUCAACACAAAACAUUAUGAACUUACUUAAAAAGUACAGUACACCAAAAUAUGCCAAACUAUCUCCAACAUUGGAAACAAUAUUGUAAAUCCCCACAGUACUAUAAAGAUUCAGGACUGACAUUACCAUGCCCUUAUACGAGCAUGUUGUUUUCAACAACAAAAACUGACAUUUUAGUCUCUGCAUCUCCAAACAUGUCUCUGCUCAUCACACCUAGGAUGUAUGAAAGUUGGCAAAGCAUCCAGGGCACAGUGGCACACAGGCUUUAUAUGAGCACAGGAUUUGCUCAUAUCUGUUUACAGACAUGGCAUUUGCAAUCAUCCCUAGACGAAGGCCAUCCUCACUAGACCAGUACAUGUGUGCCCUGGGAUAACGAAUGUACCCCAUGAUCAUGUUGAUUCCUAAAAAAGUCUGCAUUUCUUCUCCUGUCACUGCCACAUUUUCUUUCCCUUUCUGGGGAGCAUACAACUUGGUGUUUUUCACUAUAUCAUCAAUGAGAUCUGCUGGAAACAGAUGUCUGGUCUAUAGGUCUAUAGGCUCUCUUCCCUCCACAUUGAAUUUCCACUCUCCUAGAAAAGGUGACAUAUCUCUAUCAAAGUGAUUGUCUUGGACUUUCCAGAUAUUUUUGCGAGCUUGAGAAUGGUCAGGUGUCAUGUGCCCAUUUUCCACAGCUCCCUGAUCAUGCUGACCUUCCCCUGCAUCCUGCCUCUCAUCAUCCUGGUCCUCAUCCACUUGACUAUAGGCAUCUACCCUUUCUGCACCCUGACUGUCUGUAUCUCCAUCAUCCUCAGCUCCUACAUGUCUAUUCUUCUCUGGCAGCCACUCUUGGUCACUGUUACACACUAAUUACACUGUAUACACUGAUUUAUAACCAGAACAGCCACAAGUAACAGUGAAGCAAUUACAUGACUCCUGUUAAAAAAAAUACUGGGUGAUGCAUGAUGUCCACUCAGUUGGACACAUGGUUAAUUGUAAUGUUCUACAUAUUGGACAUGGAAUUUUCAAUUCCAAAUGGAUAAUAUCCUUCCUUAGAUGUUACAGUAUAUCAUCAUAUUUUUUUUACAGCUGGGGUUCUUCUACUAUAGAAGUAUUGACAGGACAUGCCAGCUGUAGUCAGCAGGGGUGGCUGUUUCUCGGCCAUCUUGGAUAUGUAGGAAAUUUACUUGCAGUUACACUGAUUACUCACUAAAUGUAACUCAAUGGAGUAGGGCAGUAGAGAGCACCCUAGAGGCUGAUAUACACUUCCACCAUAGAAACCAUUGCAUUUAAGAGAAAAAGAGUUUUUGGUAGCUGUCCACUGUAGUGACCACUAUGAACCAGAGGGUUAAUAUUUAUUUUAUAUACAGUAUAUUUUUAAUAAGAGUGAAUAAAGAAAACUAAACAUGAUAUUUCUAUGUCUUAUAUAUGUGCUGCUGCUUACAUGUUUUUAUUACAUUUACAAAAAAUGUAUAACUUUUCUUAAUUUGGGAAAUCAAAUUUUUAUAUGGGGGAAUGUUAUUGGUGUAUGCUAGUGGUGUUGUUGGUGGUGGAAAAGGUAUUUUGCUCCUCUGACAUGUGACAUUUUGCAACUCUUCCUUGUCUUCAAUGUACAUGUUGGUGAAACUGGAUUAACUUUCAGUUCAAUAAAGCUAUAUUUAUGUAUUAAAUGGUCUGUUUCAGUGGAUUUCUUUGGGGUGGAACCUGCACAACAUCAAAAAUGUGGUCUUAUUUAGUCUUAAAUUUGGCUUCCUUGAAAAUGAUCAUUUUUCAGGAGUAUCAACACAUGAAAUAAGGCAGAUUACAACAAAUAUUCUUGCUUAGUUGAUAUUCAAUUCUUUUUUUAUUUUCUGAGUGUACAAAGCUUAUUGUUUUUCAAAUUAAAACAUUGGUUACAUGCAUUCUUUAACUCUUUUUAGCUGAACAAGGUGGAAGUAUUUCAUGACAAAACCGCCCAUAGUUUGAAAAAUGGUAAAAUUAAAAUCUAAAUUUAACAAUAGCCCAUGCAUAAGUCUUUUCAUUAACAAAAAAAAACAACAACAAAAAAACACGUAUAUGUAUAGAAAUUGUCUCAAUAGUUGGUUACAGAGUCAAAGGCGCCCAUCUUCGUCCAAAUUUGUCCUUGUAUCGUCUGUAUCUGCGGUCAACACCUGAUGGGAGCACGUCGCGGUCUUUUAGUCCAUUGUUCCCGUAUUCUUGAAGGUUGUUUCAAUACUUAACAUUUUUUAAAUCAAAUAAUGCCCUCUGACUUCUACGUUUCAUGGAGCGACUGUUAAACAUCGUCCUGCAGCUUUAUCCAGGUGGUGUGCAGCUCUCAGUUGAUCUUGGAGUCUGGUGUGCUGCAGCAGUGUGAGGAGAUGUUGAGCAGAGCAGCAGAGGCUCUGUUGUUUUAAUGGAGGGGUUGGUCCAGCAGAGGUAUUCACAUAUGGGACUUAUGAAACAAUAGGCCCAGUGUGGAGCCCCACACUUUGCCCCUCUGGCUGCCAGAGGUCUCUAAAUGAGGCUCCUUAAAUAGAAAAAUACUUUUUUUUUUUUCUUUUUUGGAGCUGGCGGGCAUUAGGGGUUUAAUGGUGUUUCCUGCCCUCAAAAUGGAGCACACAAGCAUGACCUCCAAGUGUAUUUGUAGACACAAAAAGCAGUAGAAUACCCUAAAUAUCUGGAAAGUCCAAGAACAAAGUUGAUCCUGGUGAAAAAGUGGUAAAGAAAAUAAAGGGCCACUUCUGGGGCCAGAUGGGAUGGUUAAGACGCGGUGAUAUGCAAACGCUGCAAUAAUUUCCUGCUGCCAUCUGGAAGUGUUUUACACCUUUUAGAUUGGGUUGGAAUGUGUGGCCUCCUCUCGUUUUUCAAGUGUUUCAAGCUCAAAAUGAAUUUCCUCUCCGGUUUUCAUAACUCAGAGCUAAUAGUUUUAUUUUGAAAGUGUCUGUGCUUUAAAUCAUUAAGUGUCAAGAAACAGCAGCGCCUCGAAGAUUUUCCCCAGAUGUGUUGAUUUGCUGGUAUGCCUCCUCUAGUCUGUGGAGCUGCGUGUUUUCCAGAGAGUCUGAAACUCUUAAAUAACACUCAAAACAUGUCAGAAAUAUGACUGACAUGAAAAUUACUAGAUUAAUUACUGGUAAGCCUGCGCAGGCAUUUGGGGAAUGUUUGCCUUUGUCAAGCAGGUUGUAUCCAUUUCUUUUCCAACUCAUCCAUCCAGACGGGACAAAAGUGAUCAGGGGAAAUACUGCAUCUCUGAAGGAUCUGUGCCCGAUCGGAAUAAAAAUGCGUAAACAGGUCAAUUGGAAGAUUCUGAUCCAAUUCAGCUCAAUCGGAAAUAAAUUGUAUUCCGAUCAAGACGGGUGGUUUAUGCCGAUCGUUAUUCUGUAACGCGUCCAUGCUAACACUUGUUCCAAUAGUGACUCUCUUACCCGACUCGAUCUUCACUCUGUAGCCUUUGGCUUAUUUAUUGAGGCCAGUUCAGGAGGUUCCGUUAUUGACACUCUGGCAUAAAACAUAACUGCAGGCGCCGUGUCUGCUCCUCGCACAGCGCAACGUUUGUCAGAACAGUAAAAUAAGUAUGCAAGGGCGCCAUCUAGUGACAAAAUUUAACAUGAGGAAAAUCCUGAUCCGUUUUUGUUGGUAUGUUGACAGCACAGGCGUAACUACAACUCUUCUUCUGUGGUUGUUUUAGCAAACUCUGACAAGUCUGCGCAUGUCCAAAUGCUUUUAAUCUGAAUAAAGCUUGGUGCACGUAUACGCACGUCAUGAUCGGAUUAUUUGAUUUUGCACUCAUAUAAACAGUGGAUUCUGAUUACCUGAUCCCUCAAAUUUUUAAUCGGGUCAAGAAAUUUUGCACAUGUAAAUAUGGCUAUUGUUAGGUUGCAUAUUUCAAAAAGUCACACUGUCAGGCCCAAAGUUAACACAAUAAUUACUAUACAGCAUUGUUUUACUGUUUUAAUUGACAUAAUCAGUAUAAACAGACCAUAAUGAUAAGGAUAUGGUCAUUGAAAAGCAGCUGCAAAUAUUGACAAAAGCAGCAAAGAAGUUUGAUUUUUAAAUGGCUGUCUACCUGGCCUGUAGGGGCGCUGCGUUUAAUAUCAGGGAGUAACACAAGUGAAUACACACUAGUAAGAUAACGAAACACUCCCUGUUAAACUGAAGACAUACAACAUGUCAUCUCAGCACUACAGAGUAUGUGAGUACGAUGGAGUAUUAGGGCCACGUUAAAGAUAAUAAUAAUAAAUUAAGACUUGGAGUUCAAAGUUGUUAAUUUAUGAAAAUAAAGUCGUAAUAAAAUAAUUACUUUGGAGAAUAAAAUCAUAAUUAUUUUAUUACGACUUUGAUCUCGUAGGUAAUGAUUUUAGUACAACUUUAUUCUAGUAAAUUAUUACUUUAUUAUGACUAGUCUUGUUAGUAAUGACUUUAUUCUCAUAAAUUAACGACUUUAAUCUCGAAGUCUUAUUUUUUUUUCUUAAUGUGACCCUGAUGUGAUGUGAGAGUGUUGCUACACAUCAUAGUAGGAUCUCUAUGAAACACUGGCCUGUAACUGUUUGGUUUGUUUUGGUUUGUUGUUGUUUAGUAUAAGAAAAGUGAGUUCUCAUUGAAGAGGAUGUUAUUGUCAUUGUCAUGUGUGUUAUUGCUUGACAGCAGCCGCACUGAUGAGGCUGCCUGCAGUGUCUGCAGACAUUAUUGGUCAGGAAUCAAUCAAUGCUGAUUAUUUCAACAUGCCAUUUAUGGACAGUGUGAUCACUUGGUUUAUAUCAGACCCUACAUGGAAAAACAGUUCUUUACUGCAUAAUGGUGCUGCAUAUAAGAGCAUGUGUUUGAAAUAAAGAGCCCUUUGUCCAGGAUCGUAAAAAAUUCACCUUCAAAGUAGUUUUCCACUUCAUCAGAGUUCAGUAGGUAGAGCAUCAGGACCAGUGAAGUUAAAGAUGUGAUAAAAUGCGAACACACAAGCCUGCAUGUGCGAGUAUAUUAGUACCAGUAAAUACUGGAGCUCUGCUUUAAGGUUAAAGACCACUGCAUCAGUAAAUGACGUGAUGACUUUAAUAGUUGUUCUUAAUUUCAUCCACUUAUUCUCAAAGUCAUACCACAGAUCAGGAGAUCUCUCCUCCUGCAGGUCAUCAUGGAAAGCCAGAGAUUAUUCUUCAACUCUCUGUGUUUCCGUCCUUGUUGAUUUCAACACCUGGUUUUUCUCUUCCAGGAAACUGAAGCUGGAGAAAGAGCUGGCUGGAAUGCUUUGGAGGAUUCGGUGGGAGGACCUUCAGUUUGAGAGCCCCAAUAAAUACCACAAACGAGCCGGCAGCCGACUCACACUCUCACAGGUAGAGAGACUUCUGAAGCGCUGAUUCAUUUAUUUGUACUGCCAGACAAAAAUGAUAAAAAUGUGCAGGUGAAAUAACAAAAAAAAAAAAAAAAACAGAGCUCUUAGGCCUCUGAGAAUUUAAAACUAAUGUCACACCUACAUAAUCUCAUAUUACAGGUUUUUUACAAGCCCACACAUCCUCUGGACCAAUCUCCUACAGUAUUUUUACUCUCAACUCAAAAAGCACAGCACGCACCAUGUGUAGAUCAUAAAAAUGGCACAAUUCAUACCAUUGUGCGCAACAUGCAUUCAUUUCAGUUUCUUUACAUGUAAUCUUAUAUAAUAUGAAUCACAUUUGUAAACGCUUAUGGCUUUUAGACAUGAAAACCUUAUGUUAAAAACCCUACAUACCAUGAAAAGCUUUAAUCUCUGCAAAAGCACAUGAAACCAACACUGAAAAACUCAAAAGCAUUUUCAUUAUACUCAUUAAAUAAAAAACAGCGUAACUACAGAUACAGGCAAACCAAGCAAGACGGAUAACAGCGUACUUUUACAUGUAAAGACUAAAUUGAUACCCUGUGUUUUGAAAAGGGUCUCUCCUUCACGGAUACAUCAGUGUAAUUUAGAUUAGGCCAAUGUUUUCACAUUAGCAUACAAAAAACUGACAAAUAAGAAACAGGUACCACAUUUGGAAGUAUGCACUCAUAAGGUGUGCAUCUACUGCAUGUUCCCAGAUCUGUGAUACUUUCCUCGGGGGCUGGGCGAUAAACCGAAUAUUUACCAAUACCAAAAUUUACCACAAUAACCGACGUCAUUUUGCCCAUAUCGGUAUAUUUGGUGACAAAUAAAUAAAUAGAUAAAAGUUGGUUUUAGAUGUGUGAGGGUAGGCUAUGGUCUCAUGUCCCUUUAAGACGCUGUCCUACGUCGUAGACUUGACUCCACCCCAUCCAGUCCGUAACAAAGAGGGAAAGACAGAUGAGGAGAUGGAGGACGGUUCAAAAGUUGUAGCGGCUGGAGCAGCGGCUGAAGUUGACAAAGUUAAUAUUGGAGGGGGUCAGCAGCUUGUGGAGUAGUUAUCAUCGAUUUAUCGUUAUCGAGGUGAACUGCUCAAUAUACCGUGAUAUUGAUUUGAGGCCAUAUCCCCCAGCCCUGCUUCCCUUUGUUGAAGAAAUCUUUGGAUACCGUUAAGUAGUCAUUGACUUUUUACUCUGUGUGUAAUUUAAAUAGUUUUACAGGUCCAGGUCCUUACAUUUCAUUGCACUCACUUUGAUGAAGAGUGGAUUUGUUGGUUCUUUGCAAGAAAAUAUAUGAUUUGAGGAGAAUAAAUCACUUAAAAAACACAAUGAAGCUGUAUAAAUUUUUGAGAAAUGUCACAAUUAUAUUUAUAUAAAGUUAAAGACUAUUUAUAUUGGAUUUUUCCUCGGUUUAAGUUGUAAUACUAUUUUACUCCAGAGAGUCUAUUAAAUGGAAAAACAUAUUUGUUAGAACUAAUUUGGAAUUAUGGCCCCACAGAGGUCUUUGGCAUUUGGACUCUACAGGGAGAGUUUUAUCCAAUCAAAGGCUGUUGGCUGGAAAUGGGAAAUAAAAGAUCCUCACUUGAGUCCAGACACUGGUGGUGGUAGUGGCCUGUGACUGUGUUAAGACCAUGAAGAAGAUUGAGAGUUGAAGCUGAUAUUUCUUUAAUAGCUGGCUGAGACAGGGAGGUGGAGGGGUAAACGUAGCAGCUGCACUCCUAUUCAAAAAGGACUCCUGGACGUCAGUGUGAAAGUUGGGGGCGAAAUGUACAUCUGCGGGAAAAAAAAGGAUUAUUUAUUACAGGAAAGAGCAGUGAGAAUUAUUCAUAAUGUAGAUUUAAGAGAAAAUCACAGACAGAUGGUUUAUGUAAGAAGAUUUAGCUGACAGAUAUUCAUAUUUAUGUCGAAGGUAAAAAGCAGAAAGUGUUGGUUUCUUUUUCAGAAGUUGAGGAACAGAUUUGUAUUUUUGCAGUUGGAGUAAAAACUGUGUAACUCUUUACAGAACAAUGUGAAACGAUGUAUGAAUGUACUUCACCUUAAGAAUAUAUAUAAGGGAGAAUAUAAGGCUUUAUAAAAUGGCAGGUAGUAUAUUAUUUAUGUGUGGAAGUUUCCUCAAAGAUACAGCGUUUAUGUCUGGUUUUUCCCUGAUGAGGGUGAAUUUCUGAAACAUGUGAAGUAGUUUUAGUUUUAUGAAAAAAUCUGGACAAAUUCCAACAAAUUAAAAUUCAAUUGGUUUUACAGAGGUGUGCCUUUUUGAAAAACUUUUUGUUUGUUUCCAAAACCAUCUCAUUCACACUGUCAUUGUUGAAGCAGGUUUUCCCUGAGUGUAUUUGAAGCAUCUUAUGUGUCCACACCCAUAAACACAAAUGUGAACUGACCCAUUUGAAUCUGUGUAAAGUGAACUUUGAGGUAGCUCAGCACAUAUAAGUUGUAAUAGGAAGCAACUGAAUCAUCAAAAUAAAUUGACGUCAUUUUGAACAGUAAAGCUCAAUCAAUACUUGAAAAACUGGACUUUUGAAUCCAGAGCUGACCAAAAUAGUAAAAAAAUGAGUGGAUUUAACCAGGUGUUGUAAGUGUGUUGGAGUUCAGGAAACAUUUUUUUUUUUGUGAACAAUUUUUUAUUCGAUUUUCAAGUUCACACAUAGCAAAAAGGAGAAAAAAAUACAAACAAAUGAAGAAAAAAAGCAUACGAAACAACAACACUCUACACAACGAAACCUAGGUCCCAAAACUUCGGUCUGAGAAAACAUUUUCAAACACUGUCAAGUUGGCAAAACGGAGUAUUUCUUCGUAUUUCUCAGUUUGAAUAUCGCCUUCUCUGUCAUUAGCACUGCUGGCUCUGCCUCUAGCGUGUGAUUAACAAGUUGUUGUUCUUUUGGCGUGUUAUGUUAUUAUGUCUGCCAGCGGGACAGACUCAACACUGGAUUUUACAGCUUCCAUUCAUACGCGGCUGAUUAUCAGUACGAGAUGUUGCUGCUUUAAAGCCGAACACACUAGGAUUAAAAAAAAAGCUGUAGUAAGAUGUUUGAAGUUCAGACCUUCACACUCACACCACCAUUUUCUUUGUAUUAAAAUGCAGCUUCUAAGAACAGCUCCAUCCCUUAGAGAGAGAGAGUGGAGAUCCUUUGUUAGUUUACACAUUCCUGAGAGCUUUCCCGAUGGUUUAUUGAAGGUGGCCGGGUUUUUGCGGUGGCAGACGCAUAUUAAAUGAUUGUUAAAAUAAGCCCUCGUCUGGCCCGGCUCCCUCCAUCCAUAAUACCUCAUCAACUUCUUUAAGUAUCAGGUUCUGUUGUCUGACGCCUAAUGCAUCUCCUCCUGGGUUGUGUUUCAUUCCACACGUGUGAGCGUUCAUGAAGAGCACAUGCACAUACACACCUUUUUCAUUACUGCUUUUCGGUCCAGUUCCUGGGAUAAUGCGUGUGUGGAACACACGGUAAUUUUCCAGACCGAUGUAUUUUCCAGUGUGCCAUGUGCUGCCAGUAUUUGCAUUCUAUACAAAUGUGUAGCUGACUGUACUGGCUGUCUGUAUGCAGCGCGCCCACUUGAUUUUUAUUCACUGUAUGUGCACUGCAGACAUUUGCCCAAGGACUCAAGCUGGUGUUAGAAAAACUAAAAACACUCUUAAGUAGAAGAGAAGGCAAUUUCAUGUAGCACAGAGAAGGUAUUUUGGAAAGGACUUUGGUGAAUGGACUCUUUUUAGGAAGCUGCGUCGUACUGGAGUAGCAGCACAGUUUAAAAUGACCACAUUUAAUCCUCUUUGCUCUAAUCUACACACUGCUAACUGCUUUUUUUUUCUUCUCAUUUCUCCUUUCCACCCUCCCAGAGAGGCUCCAGCUAUGGCUCCCUGAUAACUGCCCAUGGAAAAUAUCAGCUAUUUGCAAAAACGGGCUAUUUUAAGGUAAGGCUUAGUGAGUUCUGACAUUUUCAACUCCUGCGCACUCCUUUCCCACCCACACAUGUGCACACACUCGCAGAGAAAGCUGAGAGAGCUGGAGAGAGAAAGAAAGAGUGUGGGCGAAUUUAGGUAGUUGGUUUUAAUGUGAGCUGCAGAAUGCGUCAAUUUUCUUUUUCUAUUUUUUUUUUCCUCCUUUCUUUGUUUCUACACUCCCGCCUCGCAGUCUGGAUGUGGCCAUCAACUUGUUGCUGCGGUUAAUUUCACCGUUUAAGAUGGAGGAGGGCAGAGGAAAUGUGACACAAAGAGAGCCUGCUGAAUGAUGAGAUAGAUGUCUUUGUUUUUAGCUGUGUGAUGCAGCUUUUUUUUUACAUAAACGCUGAUGUCACGGUACACUUUGAAUGUCUCACAGUUCAUUGAAGGUAUUGAUGCUCUUCUCAAAUUCAGCACAGGCAAGAGAUGAUCAAAUCUGACACUGCAGUAGAAAGAGAGAGAGAGAGGAGAACCCCAGAAACCUGAACAUGCUGAAAAAUAACCUCUGAAUAAAAGACACCAGAAGAGGCCAAAUGUAUAUAUCUUUACUGAUAUUCCCUCUUGAUGAAAGUUGAAGCUUAUACAUGAACUGAAACAGAAAUUAAUGCUUUUUCUGUUCCAUUACGUCAUCUGUAGUUUGGAGAUAUUCAUCUUGUUUUCAAGUUUACUGAUACGCACAUCCUAGAUAAAAUUCUUCUUAGCCAGCAGACUAAACAGACCCCAAAUUAACCACUAGAUGAUAAUGUAAGAUUUUGUUCUCUCUCCUCGAUGCUGCUUGACUUCCUCUCUUCAUUUUCAUGUGAUUUAACUAUAUUAUGCUGUCUUAGACUAGCGUGCCUCUUCGCCAUGAUCUUCAAGUCUUUGUAUGAUAAGGCUGUGCAUAGACAGCACUUUACUCUGAAGUUGAUUUAUUGCUCUGUCUACUUUCCUGCUGCACACAGGGGAACCUGGUGGCCAUCAAGCACGUCAACAAGAAGAGGAUAGAGCUGACCAGACAAGUUUUACUGGAGCUCAAACAUGUAAGUGUUCAAUAAACGUCAACUUGUGAAGGGGAAGUCCAUGAUUCUGUGACAAUCGAGUCAGCUCAGUGAAAAUCAUGAAUGCAUCAUUUCAAUCCCUUAGAAAAUAAAGAUCAUUUCUUUAAGGACCAUUGUGAUACUUAAAAAAAUGGCAAAACUAUCUUUACAUUCUCAACAACUACCAUUAAAGGGAUAAUUUUGCCAUAGUGGAUUUCGGACAGCGUCGCCCCUUUUUCUGAGAAACUCCUGGCAGAAACAGGAUGCUAGGUGUGCCACUGUUUUCAGCAGACCGGGCUGACUCUGCCAUGUCUACUGAAAAAUGUAUUUUCAGUUAUUUUUUGAAGACCCUCAUGAUCACCUCAGUUUGAUUGUACUCUUUCCAUUUACUUUGCCAUCAGAAAGUCCAUUUGUUUUUGCAGACAAAACACACAGACGCCCAUUUCUGCUAAUUUCAGCCAAUACAGUGUAUGUAAUCAGGUGUAUGACGAAUGAGUCAAUGAUAUUUUGUGAAUUUGAUAUUUUUGCGUCUCAGUUUUGUAUGAUAUUAAGUACUGAAUGUGUAAGAUCAGUUGAAGUCAGCUGAGUCUCAGAACUCUAAAACGGUACAAACCUGUGAAACACAGGUUGUGUCAAAAAAACAACAACACCAGUUUACUUUAAAAGUGUGCUUCCAUUUGGCUUUUCUGGUUUUGUGAUUGAACUCCUGCAUGUUGAAGACAGCUGUGACAAACGUGGCAAUGGACUCUGGUUGGUAAUGGUUGCAGACUGCAGCAGACUCGGGUGAAUCACUGCUUUGAUUCCUGAGGAUCUAGAGGUGUUGUUACCAAGUCUAGCUCAGCACAUAAUUCCCUUAGUUGUAGUAUGUUCGCUUAGAUUUCACGGACCUGCACUGCCAGGUUACUUGGGAUCCCCCUGCUCCCUAGAGGUUUCUCUACGUUUUCCUUCAGUGGGUCCUAGCCACAGCACUAGCCACCAAACAUCUUUUUAACUUUGCCUGAUUUCUUUAGCAAAGAGACUAAACACAACUCACCUACUCUCUUCCAGCAGCCGCUUGUUUGUACAGAGACCUCCGGGCGAGUCCAUUACGGAGUGCAGCGGGGUGACACAGCUCAAGGAAGAACAUUUAUGAUCAUUUCUUCAUGGAAAUGCAAUCAGACUGAGAUGCUAAGGCAGAAGAACUACUGCGUCUGCAGUGCAAAAUGAUUAAUAAGGUGAUUAUUACUUCACGGAAAUGAUAAAGUAAUGAUCAUAAAUGAUCUUCCUUGAGCUGUGUCACCCCACUGCAGUCGAUGGACUCGCCUGGAGGUCUCCGUACAAACAAGCGGCUGCUGGAAGAGAGUAGGUGAGUUGUGUUUAGUCUCUUUGCUAAAGAAAUCAGGCAAAGAUGUUUGGUGGCUAGUGCUGUGGCUGGGACCCUAUAUGUACUGUAGAUGAAGUUAGGUGCUGUUUUGAGCAUUAUUUGUGGCUAUAGAGUGGCGUUUUGGUUGAGGUUUGUUUAUGGCUCCUCAGACCGCGGUGUAUUGCUAUCUGUGGUCGUUACUAAAGUUGGUAUAACUAGAGAAGCAAGCGGUCGGCAAUAUUCAUUUCUCAAGGGGGUGUCUAACUUGGUGUUACGGUGUGUUUGACCCUAAAUUAAUUUUACGCCAGAAUAUCCCUUUAAGGGGACCAGCUGACUGGCAUUCAUUGUGGCUGAUACACCUACUAAUGACAUGUAACUCAUACAACCCUACUUCAAAAAUACUCAAGUAUCCCUCUAGGCCUGAGGAGCAGCAGUAAAGCUUUAAAAAGAGACAAGAGCAUAUUACCCCUGUUUAUGAAGUACCUAUAAAAUGCAAUUUGAGUUUUUUCACAAGACGUUAAAUGGCUUGGCGCUGAUCUACAUGUUUAAACUUCAAGGUGAUAUUCAGAUUCUAUUAAAAGUAAUUUAACAUAUUUUUUAAUGUAGUGAAGCCUCUAUUUUACUAACAUUUUUUUCACUUGAAGUCUUGUUACCAGAGAGGUGGAAAAUCAAACUCUUGUUUUUGGCCUUCUUGUCCAUGCCAGCAGCUGUGUACUUGGACUGUUCUCUAAUACUUCCAGUGGCCUCAAUGUGAAGAGAGAGCCGUGUUUGGAGACCUUGCUGACGGUUAAAAAAAAACACACCUCCAUCUCAACAAGCUGCAUUCAGCUCAUAAUCCAUUGGUUCGGUAAAACAAACAUGAAUUGACAUUAUCGUACUUGUGAAGACUGCAGGCAAACGAGUGUCGCACAAGGUUCAGUCCUUGCAGAAAACACAUCGGUUUUCUUCCUCAGUGGGACAUUAAUCAGUUUCUCUUUUAUUGAAGGUUUAUUCUGUUUGCUGAAAGUGGCACCUGGCUUCCUGUGAGCCGGUAGAGCCGAGCCACUGCAGCUUGUUAACAGCUUAAUCUGUCUUUUCAACAUCAUAGACAGCAGCUGUUGAUGAAAAGGUCCCUUUGGCUGGGGAAUAUUUACAGGCAGGCGAUCAGUAAGCUGAAAGAGAAAAAAAAAUCCACAUAAUUUAUGUGGUUUAGUGAUGGAAACACAGUGUGGCACAGGAAAACCCUUAACUCGGAAAUUACAUGGGCGCUCAUGAGCAAGAUGGAUGCUAGCAGGGGAAGACUUUUGUCCAUUUUUUUCACUUCUCCAACUUUCUUUUUCUGUCUCAGCUCAGAAAGUUGGUCCUUUUUUGUGUGUGCGAGUUUUAGCCCGUCGGAGGAGGGCAGUUCUGGGAUGCCUCUGUGGCCCCUUGGUCAAUCUGCAGACACACAUGAGGGGGAGAGGAGAGGGGCUGCUUGCUGUCUGAGCUGGCAGCUUCUCGGAUGCCCCGGGGGCUUGAUCGGCUGUCAAACCUCAGCUCAUGAAAAAGGCAACCAGAUGGGGGAAGAGACUGGGCCUGCCAGUGGAAACUUAACCACUUGUCUUCCAGUACCUCCCCCUGUUUCCCCCCAUCUCGACUCCAACACACACCAGAGUGCGGCAGGGGAAAUUAUAUAGGCCAAAGGGUAUGCUAACAUCCCCGGAGCCGUGAAACAGGAGCGAGCGACUCCCUGUGCUUUUGGUGCGAGAGCGGCUGUCACUCACGACACCCAAAGAAGAAAAGUACGCUGUUGAAAUUACAAACACCAUUUUUAAAUGUUCCAUGCUGGCUGUCGGGAGAUUUUCCUCUUUUUUUUGGGUCACUCCUUCUGUCAGCACUUGGCUUGAACCAAAGGCAGACGUUGAACAUCUAUGGAGCUUGUUCUAUUAAAGACGCUUUUUCACACUCUCUCAUAAAAAAAAAGCCAGAAAAUGUUCUCCAAGUUUCCUCUAAAUCAGCAAACCUUAAACAUCUCUGUUUCCAUACUUCUACUAUUCAAAGUGAUUCAUGUUUUGGAAGACGUGCUGUAUCGUAAAAUCAACGUGUGCUUAUUUUCCAUGUAGAGCAGUUUUACACGUCCUGCCUGCCUGCUCUGCUCUAAUACUCCUGCUCCUACAUCCUCUCAACACCUCAACCUUUUUUUCCCCUUAUCCUCAGCACACAGGCUCAUUCAUAACCUCCAAGGGCAAUUUAUGCUCAUGCACAUGUUUCAACUGGGUGCCCUGAGCAGGAAUGCGCCUCAACAUGUAGAAAAAAACCCCCAGUGCCAACUAGCCGACUGUAAAUAGACUAUUUUGAUGAUCUGCUGGCAGCGUUAUUCUAAAAAGCUUGUUUAUACUAAUGAACCGUCAGCCCCCCCUCCCUGUCCCGUCCUGUCUUCUGUUUCCACAGGGUUUGGGAAUGUGAUGUUUGGAAAGUGUUGCACUCACAGUUGCUGUGUGUUUGUGUGGUUAUUUUCAGAUGAGAGACGUUCAGUUCAACCAUCUAACCAGGUUCAUUGGGGCCUGCAUUGACCCUCCAAACAUCUGCAUCGUCACAGAGUACUGUCCCCGAGGCAGCCUGCAGGUAACGUCUACUUUGCUUCUCUACUUGGCAGAGAAAAAUGGUGGAAAAUCAUCUUGUAUCUUUUUAAAAAUUUCUGUCAAAUCCCCCAUCUUUUCAUUUUUUUCCCCUUCACUUGGAUGUCUCAGAGUAAAAAGUAGGUUGCAAAGUUAGAAGCCUGUUUCAAAUUACUCUUUUGGAAAGUUUUGUUUCUUGGUUUGUCUGAAAAGAGAGAAAGUUGAGGGGUUCAAAACAAGUCUCAAAAACAAUCAGAGUCUCAGCAUUUCAGGAAUAGAGUCACUAAAGUGCACAAUACGUUGGUUUCUGUCAGCUGCGGUUGGCAAGUACCUGAAGAACACAUACUUAAAGGGAUAUUCCAGCAAAGAGACUAAACACAACUCACCUCCUCUCUUCCAGCAGCUGCUUGUUUGUAGCUAGACCUCAGGCCAGGCCAUUACAGACUGCAGCAGGGGGACGCAGUUAUAGGAAGUCUCUGCUAAAGAAAUCAGGCAAAGUUAAAAAGAUGUUUGGUGGCUAGUGCUGUGUCUGGGACCCUAUAUGUACUGUUGAUGAAGUUAGGUGCUGUUCUGAGCAUUAUUUGUGGCUAUAGAGUGGCGUCAGACCGCUGUGUAUUGCUAUCCUGCGGUUGUUAAUCAAGUUAGUAUAUCUAGAGAAGCAAGCGGUCGGCAACAUUCAUCUCUCGAGGGGGUGUCUAACUCAGUGUUACGGUGUGUUUGACCCUAUAUUAAUUUUACACCGGAAUAUCCCUUUAAUGAACUUUCGAGCGGAUACAAUCAACUCACAUACCAUCAUCUAUUUCCAAUGAUGUUUAGGUUUAUGAUUCAUCUGUAUCACCAGCCCUGUCACUCAAACUUCUCUGGAGAAGACAUUGCAUCAUGAAAAAAUUGUUUGUCCUGCUUUUAUUUUGAUUUUUUUUCCUGGCUCGCAUUUCUUUUGUUUAAUUUUGUGUAUUUUAAAACUGUGCUUUUAUUUUGAAGUACAACACCCCUGGUAUAUCAUAGAUCAGAAUGUUAUAAAAUAUAAAUGUUCAAUUGAUAAGUAGGUCAGGGAGGGACACGCUCUAUCUUUAUUCUUGGAUUCACUUUAAAUCUUGAAAUGUCAGUUUUAAAUGUUUUGUCAUGAAACAGCUAGCUCACAGCUGCUUCUUCAUUUCUCCGCUGUUUUAUGUCCUGUUGCAACUGGCAAUAUCUUGAUUCUUGUUGGUUUUUGUAAACUGGACAAUAAUUGUAGUCCAAUUGAUUCACCAACCAGAGCUGUUACUGUGGCUUGACUUAACUAUGUACCGACUUACUCCUGACAAGGGCCUCAUACAGCCCCUCUUUUGUUUCAAUUAAAGUUCAAGAGUGAUUAAUAUAUAAAUACAUGUGACUCAGGCACAGCCUAAUAAAUCACUGAUAGCCAUCUAAUUUUUGUUGCUGGGCAGUAAGGGUAAACAGUGCUCUCGUGGUCAGCGUCAUCACACUGUGAUUCCUGACAGUGUUUGUUCUGAUCUCUGCCUACUGAGCUCUGAAGGGCCAAGUCAUAUAUCUCCUUAUUUAGUCUACAGAGAGCUUACAUUAUGCACCCAUUUCCCUGAACAUAUUUUUCGUCUUUGUCUCACACUCUAUCUUUGUGAUAACUAAUGUUUACAAGAAGUGUGGUGUUUUAAGUCAGCUUGUUCUUGGCCCGUACUCUUUGUCCUGAAACGCCAGCAGCUUCUCGAAAGGGCUGAGCUGGAAGACUUUGGGCUCCAUCAAUCACACUUGUAGAGAGGAGACUUUUAUGUUAAACUCAUAUACUGCGCUAAAAUUUGAAUUUAGCGUUAGUUUAGCCAAACACAGGCCAAAGUAUAUCAGCCGGCUGCUCAGCCAAUACGGAUGGGCACAGCAGUUCUUUUAGAUGUAAUGAAUCACUAGAAUGAGUUCACUAAAAAGAGUUGUUCAAAAGAUUCGUUCACCAAAUCACCAUCAAUCAAUUAGCAGGAGAAGCCUGCAACUCUGACCUCCUGAACUGAUACACAGCUGAAUAGAUAGAUAGAUAGAUAGAUAGAUAGACAGAUAGAUAGAUAGAUAGAUAGAUAGAAAUACUUUAUUGAUCCCAAACUGGGAAAUUCUCUACUCUAUGAAUGUUUCAGGAUUCAGUUCAAUUCAUAGAUUCUGGGACUGGGAGAUGAGAGUGUUUGGCUGUGUUGCUUUGGCAAACAGGUUUGUAAAAAUGAACUUGUGUUUAAGUCAUGAUGUGUUUAGUGUACUGUCCUAUGGUAUGCUAUUUAUCAGGUCUGCUCGGUAAGUUGGGGUCAGUGAUUGAUUCGUUCACUGAUCGUUAAGAAGAAUUCACACUGAACAUGCACCGUUCCCUCACAAACCGCUGCAAUGAUAGGAUGCUAUAAGGUAGUUUUGUCAGACAAAAAUGAUUCCAGAGCGUGUAGUUCAAUGUGUGAUUCGUUCACCAAGUGAUUCAGGUGUCGGUGCAUGCGGUCCCUCGUUCGCCGGCUGCUGGCCUGGCAAUGCUGUUUCUCACUUCAGUUGAGCUGAAGUGUGAAAUGAACGAAUUACUUGAGGAAGUGAUUCGGUUCAGUACGUUCUCUUAAAAGAUUCGGUUCUUUUGAACGAAUCGUUCGCAUACGACACAAGACUAUCAGCCAAGUACCUUAUUGGCAAAUGUUAGAUGAAUGUGUUAUUGAAACUGCUUUAGCCUGCCUGUGUUACCUUCUCUCCCCCUGAGCUCAUGUUUUUAUUUCACCAGUGUCAUAUUUAUUAGUGCCUGCUUUGUUCUGUACCUCUGGGGUCUUUGCUGCUGCUCUCCCUGCCUCAGCCUUUAGUAUUACACAUAUGGAAGGGCAGGGAGCUCUCACCAAAGAUAACUUAUUGCUUUCUUUUCGACGAAGCUGGUCCUGGCUGAAUGGAAGAUUUAAUAUGGCUGAAUUGUUUCUGGAUGAAAGUUGUUUUUUUUUUUAAUCCCAAAAUAAUCUUGUCACCUGUCUUGGCCCUUUGAAGUUUCAAAAAUAAAGCAGAAGUAGUUUGUUUUUUCUUGUCUUCAAAUGUUUUCUGUCCCUUUUUGCAGGAUAUUUUGGAGAAUGAAAGCAUCAAUCUGGACUGGAUGUUUCGCUACUCGCUGAUCAACGACAUAGUGAAGGUAGGUGGAGGUCAGCCGCUAAACAAAGCACAAACAUAAAAAGCAGUUCAGACGUAUUGACUUAUGAGAUCUUUUCAGACAAGUGCUGUCAGAUCAGGUCACUGCUUAGAGUUAAAUUUGUUGCAUUUGUUGCCUUACAGCUCGACAGAAAAAAUAUCAGGGUUGCCAUGGUUUCAUAAGAGUUUGUAAAAAGUGAGUGAGGCAGGGAAAGAGAAUAAAACAGAGUAACAAGCACAAAAAUGUAUUUUUGGCUCAGAGCAGUGGAUGAAACUCCAGUAAAUAUUGGUGUUUUAUGGUCUAAACUAGAACAGAAACAAAAUCAUAAACUUUGCUAAAGUUUCCUUCCAGCUCAAUCAAAACUAAUCUUGGACUCAGUUUAGGAGAUUAUUUUAAAUCUGUCCUCACAAAGAGACGUUUUGUGAAGAGAGCGGCCUCUUGGAUGGAUAGGAUGUCGAGCUACAUGCAUGUUGAGGCACUCUGGCCAAAAUCUCUCCACACAGAUAGCAGCACUCUGCAGAGAAGAGGAGCUGGUGAAGCUUUGAGGGACGUUUGACUCACCAUUUCCACCAAAUAUUGAACAUAAGUACAUUCAGCCCCCUCACCAAAGGAUUUAACAGUCAUUUCCCAGACAUUCCCCACGACUGUGCCGUCCUUGAAACACAGUGUCUUUUCAAACCUUCAGCAUACAUCAACUUGUCAAAGCGGAUUAUUUCCAUAUGUCUGGAUUUGUGUGUUUUCAUGUAUGAUUUGUUCAUUAGGGGAAAAAAAAACUGACCUUAACGCUUAAUUUAACGCUCCUCUCCACCAGGGAAUGAACUAUCUCCACAACAGCUACAUCGGCUGCCAUGGAAAUCUGAAGUCAUCUAAUUGCGUGGUGGACAGCCGAUUUGUUUUGAAAAUCACGGAUUAUGGUUUGGCCAGCUUCCGUACGUCCUGCGAAAAUGACGACUCGCAUGCACUGUAUGCAAGUAAGUCUGAAUCUUUUCAUUCACAAAAAAACAUCUGCUACUGUUGUGUUUCUGACAUUAUCUGAGAGUCUCUGGCUCUGUUUGGCUCUUCAGAGAAACUUUGGACGGCUCCUGAGCUGCUCAUAUAUGACCGGCAUCCUCCUCAAGGGACUCAGAAAGGCGAUGUGUACAGUUUCGGUAUCAUACUGCAGGAAAUAGCCCUGAGGAAUGGACCUUUCUACGUGGAAGGCAUGGACCUCAGCCCCAAAGGUAAACACAACAGUCUUUUAUAGGCAUCUGAGAGGUCAGCUGACCACUGCAAGCCGAUGAAAGUAAGCAUGCAAUGAAAUACCGCAAGAAAGGAGCACCAGGGAAAGCCAAUCAAAUGGAUAAACCAGUACAAAUUGUUUUAAACUCCCAAACAAAACCAUUCCUCUUCAACAUUAUCAAGCUUCUUUUCAGACUCUAUUAUAAGAAACAAAACCAAAACAUCCCUCAAGGCUCCCUCUGGAAGAAACGGAAGUUCACAUAACAGCGACUUCAUUCAGAGGCUUUUCCUCUGCGUUCAGAAGUGGACCUUUUGUAAGGUCAGACAACUCUGACCUUUUUCUUGUGUGUCCCUGGGGCUAUGAUCACAAACAGAGAACACAUGUUGUCCAGAUGUCGGAGGCAGGUGGAGUCAGACGAAGCAGCACGUCGCAAAGCUGAGGCGAGACAACAGAGCUGCUUCUGAAAACAACCAAAGCAAAACCCCAAAGGGGACACUUUGAAAUAAGAGUAAAAGGGUAUAUAAAACACAUUUUGUCAGCAAGUAUAUGUUGUUUUUUUGGAGGCAGCUUUGUAGUUAUUGUAUUUUGGUUUAAAAAUGCUGCAUACAUUUUCAAAAAUAUCUUAAGCAUGGUUUUGCAACAUGGUAGUAGUUUCCUAUCUUGUCAUGAAUUUGGCUACAAAGGUGUCAGGAACAUACAACCUCCCUUCUCCCGAUCCUCACCAUGACGGUUACCUCCAGAAUUUAACAAAACACAAAACGCCUUGCUGCUUUUUACUAGCGAAACACAGGAACAUAAACUAAAAUUGUUUUUCAGCUCUGCCAUGAAUAGACUUCUCGACAACUGAGAGUAGACUCCAGCUUUGUCUGGAUGAGAGUGCCCAGUGCAGCUCAUGCACUAAGACUGAAGAGAUGCUGACAGUUGAUGCAGAACUGGAGGAAACAGCACAAAUAUGGGUGUUUCAUGCACCGCUAGUGCAGUAUGCUUUGUGAGUUACACUUUGAGACAGAGCAGAUAAUGAGGCAAAUGUUGCCUGACCUUUGGUUUUAUCAGCUGCAAUCCAUUCUUGGUGAACCCCCCUCAGAGUGUACAUUAAGAAAGAUUCUGGUCCAGGACAUCAGAAGGCAUAAUAUAGCCUUUAAAGACCAGCUCCAGGAUUUUUAUCAAUCAUGGAUUCUAGGAGUAUAGCCAGUUUUUAAGGCUUUCUUUAUGGCCAACUAUUUUCAGUUGAAGUCAUCCAGCCAAGACUUCCAUUUCUCCACAUUUCUUUCAUUAACAGUAUAGCAAGCAGCCUUUGAAUAGAGAAUGUAGAUGUAGUUCAGAUAGAUAUUUGCCUCUGUCAGAUUUCAUAUUGGUUUAUGGUGUGUUAUUUACUUUCCUGUAACAUUUCACCUUCAACAUGAGGCAUCAUGGUGGACCAAGUAGUCCAACUGAUAUGCUGGCAUUAGAGGUUGUAACAGAGGCCUUAGAGACCAGAUCAGUCAGUGCGUUGACAUGUACAGUAAAGUUGAGCUAUGAUGAUAGCUUGACUAGGCAAUUUAACUACACAUCUGUCUUUGUCCUAAUGUAUACAAGUAUACAAGAGGCUAAUGGGCUAUAAGCUGCACCUUGAGAACAUGGACAAUUUUGCAGCCUUGUACCUCUGUAUGUUCGAUACGAUAGCUUCUUCUUUUUAGUGUCCCUACUCCUUCCUCUGUUGACGUUUUGUUUACUUUUUAUUUAUGCCAUUUGACUUUCAGGUCAAAGCCUGGCAUGCAGACUGUGCAGCAUGUUCAGAACACUUUGGCCAUUUUGGAUUUGUCUAAGGUGCAUAUAUGUAUGAAAACAACAAUAGUCACUUACUUAUCCAGAUGUGUAACAGCAGUUUAACUAAUGCGUCUACAUGCAUUUUUUAAGUCUAUUCUUAUUUGUGCUUGCACAGUAAAUCAAUUUUAAAAUGAAGUGACUGUGAGCCUGCAAAACAGAGGGCAGAAUAGCAGCAUGUAUGUGUGCAAGCUUGAAUCUCUGUAUAUACAGGACUUCAACUGUGUGCCUAGCUCUUAUGUUUGCACAAUACUGUAAUGUGAAAUCUCUCACUGGGAUAUCGGUAUUGUGUAGUUUGUCGGUCAAAGACAAAGUACAAAGGUUCAUAAUGGCAUUGUUGUGCACUUGCAUUGAAAAGGGCUGGAUGCCUUCAUGGAGUGGCAUAAUGGUGGACUGCAGAUUGAUUUUUCUGUUCUCAUUGUCUUAUUACAGCUGAAGCCUGCUGAAAUUCUGGUGUAAGACUUCAGAUGAUAUAUUUUUUUUAUGUUGGAAACACAAUACAGAUUAUAAGAGCACCAGUGGAUGACUUCAAUUGUUGACCACUAAACUGGCUCAGAAUGGGAUUGAAAGUGACCAAAGAUAUCGAGGAAAUGGUCCUUUCCUUUUGUUCAAUCAGAAACAUCUGUAGCGUAUCUUUUUCAAAGCCGCCAGACUCCAUUUACCAACAGACUGAUUUUUACUCCGCAGAAGCUGGAGCAGCUGCUCGCUUUUGCCAGUUUUUUGUUUUUGUGACUUCAGUGUUUUGAUGGUAAGUUGGGGUCCAACUCAGACUUUCUCUAACACACAAAAACAAAAAAGAAACUUCAGGCUGUGAGUGACCAGCAACCCCUGCAUUUGGCAAAGUAUAAUUACUGUUUUCGUCAGUGGAGUCUGGUGGCCUUGAAGAGAGAAGUAUAACGGCUGUCUCUGGUGUCACAAAAAAGAAAUCUUCUGUUAGGAUGUUUUUUCCCUGGAGUUUCUGGACAGUUUUGACAAGAGUUAAACUGAGUUUGUCGACGAGAAAACCAAGCUCUUCUGGUAGACUGCACUUUGACCUCUUGUGUUACUGAAUGGUAUACAAUAACACAGUUUUGCAACAUCUUGGUUUGGGAAUUAAUCUGGGGGAUUCCAAAACUGCUCAAAAAGUGACAAACACUUAAACCUGCAAAACACAAGGUGAUACUCUACCAAACCCUGACACAAUGAAGGAUGCUGCAGUCUUAAGGUCCUUACACACCAGGCGCAAAUUCGCCAGGCAAAUUAUUCCCCUUUAUUUUUUCCCUUUUUAUUUUUAAAACAGCAUAAAGUCAAUGCAAGCUUCUACACCGGCUGCGAUUUUUCCGCGGGGCGAAAAGCGUCUUUUAUUUUUUCGCUCUUGUGUCGAAUUUUUCGGAGAUUUGCAGGCGAAUAUCUGGACCUGCUAGACCUCUGGCCAAUCAAAAGUCAUGUUGUUGAUGACGUUACAGACCCAUGCGGCUGCAGUUCACACGACACACACCACUGGCACCAAGAGCAAUGAUGGGAGAGAGGCUGGUAAUUCGCUUUGCAAAAUUUGUACGCAUAUUCGCUUUGUGCCCAGUGUGUAUAGGCAAAAGCGAUUUUUCGGACCGGCGAAUAUUUUCGCAUUUUCAUCUCGCUUUUUCGCUUCGCUCCACAAAUUCGCUGGUGUGUAAGGACCUCUAGAUCAAGAGCACACUGACUUCUUAAGAAAACCACAGUUUUCUGCAUUGACACAUAUGUAAAUCAUGAGUAUAAUUCAUUAAGUUUGUGUAAAAGGUCGAUUGAGAAGGCAAAUUAGCAUUUGCUGCACAAUCCACUGAAGGAUAGAUUCAGAUUUUUCAAAUUAAAAUAAUAAUUACAUGACCUUAUGCUGAUUAGUCUCUUUAAUUAUUCUGCUUUCCUUGGCUUUGAAGGGAUCUUCUCUCUAAAGCCAUUUCACUGUAAGUGAUGGGGAAUUAAGUCCGCAGUCGUCUUUCUGUGGAUUAUUUCAAUUAAUUUCAAAGGUCAACUCAAGCCUCAGAAGUCUGAGUCAGACAAUUCAACACCGCUAGCUUCUACAGUUUCACGGUAUUUAGUCCAAAAUUUCCUCUUUUUGUCAGGAUCCCUCCUCUGCAGUGAAAACAGUCAUAGGUUACACAAGGAUAUUUGGUACUGAAGAGAUAGUAACCUUGAGAGAUAUCCACUUGAUUUGGUGUGACUCAGACUGUUGUAGCCUCACAGGACUUUAGCGAGAACUCUGGAGUAAAAUUUAUUUUUCAGAAACACAUGUUGAGCAGUGAUUUUGUUCUUCCACAUGACUCAUUUCAGGGAGGUUUUUAUGCAAGCAAGCCAUCACAAAACCUGUCAGCUAUCGCCUGACAUUGAUAAAUGUCUCUGAAAAUGAUGGCCAGAUUCUUAGUAUCUCUAGCAAUCAACAAUAAACUAACCUUCAGCCAAGACUCCUUUUCUUCAACGUCUGAACGCCAAAGGAGGCCUGUGGCUGAAAUACAUUCAUUACUGUAGGUUGUAAAUCUCUGAUUGGAUAAGUAAAAGGACAUUCAGUGAGCUGAAUUUUCCAGGUUUUCUGUGUUUUUCACGUUUGUGCACCUGAAGGGAGUUGAGACCAUAUAAAACAUGGACAUAGUCUCCAUGAGCUGGGGUUGAGGCAGGCCUUUAGAAAUUUACAGGUGAUCCAGCAUUCAUCAACAUUUUAGUAGCACUGUUUGUAGCUAUAAACUAAAUCUACACCUGGCUUUAACCUGUGUAAGUGAAAAACAAUCUAAAAUAUUGCCUGUUAUGGUCAGAAAUCACUAUUUUAAUUCACAUUUGCACCUAAGAGUACAUUUUAUUCUGCUUUUUUCUCUCUUAUUUUCUCUGUUCUGUGAACGUCGGUCCACUGGAAACACACAUGCACACUAUAAAUGAUUUUUAUUUGCUAUUCAUGGGUGGAGAUUCAUGCUGAUUGCUGGAUAGCAGGAUCACGCUGUCACAUUAUGAUUAAUUGGCAUUCAUGAACUUACACACAUGCUUGCGAUUACACCAGAAUCUUCAGUCUGGUUCAUGAAUCUGGUGUGAGAUUCAAGUACUGAGAACUUCAAUGUGUAAAACUACAUAUAAAUUUACUAACGUUUCACAAAUAGGACUCGUGUUCGGGGAGAAAUAUGUGCUAUUCAUACAAAAAUGAGAUAUAUAUUGUAUAUCUGCAAACGUGUUUACUUUAGCUCUGAAGAGAAGCUUUUUUGAAUGGGUGUGUAUGUGGCUUAUAAGCCUUCUAGAGCCUGCCCCAAAUGGACAGUUGAAGAAUUGCAGUUUUUUGCACUUCUGCGUCAGGUUAAUUUCUAAAGCCAGGUGUUUGCUGCUUAGUUUAUACAAACUGUUUGUUCCAUACAAGCCAAAGACUGUUGCUACUGAAAAUCCAGAUCCUAGACCACAUGUUUAGAGGUUUUUUUUCUCCAAUCACAUAUGUAGAAUCUGUGAAAACAGACUGUGUUCGAGCCAGUAUGACACAGCUGUUGUGAAAAUCUGGAUCUUUUACUUGGCGGCAGCUUUUCCUCUCACUGGAGAACUCGCACACUGCUGUUCUUCCUCAGUUAACAAACACUUCUCUGAGUCUAAUCACUGCUGACAAUUUAGCUCCUCAGCUUCCUGCACACAUGUUGCGGUUUGACCAGUUUCUUCACUGUCGUUGACGUUCACCCCCAAUACUGCUGCUGCUCAGUGGCAGGAGGAAAAACUUCUGAAGCCGUUUCCAGAUCAAGAGUUCAACUCGAAGACAUAAAGUGGAUGUGUGAAGCCUCCUGUGUGCGUCCUCCAUGUGAUUACUUUCAUUAGCCUUUUAUUUACUUUCACGCUCCACGCUGAUGGUACAAGUGCCUGAUAUUUAUCCAUUAACAGUCUGAGAGCUGCGACAGCUGCCACCUGUUCCCCAGUGUCUGACUGUGUUAAAAAUAGAGAUUAAUCAGUGUUUCACAGCACAAUCUUUUAAUUACUUCAAUUGGUCUUUUAACGACGAUUAUGAUAACAGAGAGUAUGUGGAGGAAUCAUUUAGAAAAAAAGGUAACGCUUUCUUUUACAAUACACUUAUUACCAGGUAAUUAACAGGUAAUUACCUAGUAACAACAUGAAAUUAUCUGGUAAUUACAUGAUAACUACUUAGUCAAUACGGUCUAGUUUUUCUUUUUUCCAUGCAGCUCCAUUUUCAAAAGCUAUUUGGGGUUCUUAUUUUCUACGAUUGACACUAGAUACAGCCUAUCGGCGUGCAAAGUUUGCGUAGUGAUACGCUGUUUGAGCCGAGCGUUAUCACAGCGACUCACCCGCCGAAUGCGUACAAUGCUACUGCGCAAGUGGUGGUUCCAGGAAGUGGAGAAAAUCCUGGAAAUACCAGAGCAAUUCGGCUUCAAAUUUGUAUGAUAAUGGAAGGUUACCUACCUGGUAGCUAGACAGUAUUAACUUAGUAGUUAUCAUGUAAUUACCAGAUAAUUUCAUGUUAUUACUAGGUAAUUACCUGUUAAUUACCUGGUAAUAAGUGUACCAUAAAAGAAAGGGUUACCGAAAAAAUGUUUCACACAAUUCUGAAAUGAGGGAUUGAUGGACCAAACAAGACAGAUAAACAAUCAGGAUCUAGCAAGGAGUAAGUUCAGGCAGGCUAAAAAUCAGACUCAGCUGACAAGUGAUUGUGAAUGCCACCUCAGCUACAGGCCCUCCUUUUUCUGUCUGAUUUUACCAGUGGCAUAAUUAUUGACUUUUGGGGUCUUUGCUGCUGCUCUCCCUCCCCUAUAUGCAUGUGAAAGGGUAGGAAGCCCUCCAAAUAUAACUCUUAAAACAUGGAGUUGCAGUGAUUUUUCUAAGCUUUGAGUGUAGCCAAAGACUGAUGAAAUGACCGAUCCACUGGCUGCACAAAAGAAUGAUGUUUAUGACUGUAAUCCUAUUUGAGAAAACUUUAUUUGAUGAGUAUUUACGCACCACACUCAUCCAUUCUUCUGUCCUCUUUGCUGCAGAAAUCGUCCAGAAGGUGAGGAACGGUCAGAAGCCGUACUUUCGGCCAACCACAGACAACAGAUGUCAUUCAGAGGAGCUGACCAUCCUGAUGGAGGGCUGCUGGGCUGAGGACCCCACAGAGAGGCCAGACUUCGGUCACAUCAAGAUCUACGUGGCCAAACUCAACAAGUGAGUUCCAAAUUUCAGAUUUCUUUUUUCAGACUCUGUCUGUCUGACGGCUGGGAAGGUUACCAAAAAAACACCUCGAAGAUACGGAUUGAUGAAUUAAACACAAAAGGACUUUCUGCUGCUAUAUAUUUGGCACAUCUUUUGCAAAUUGCAGCCCUGUUAUUCACCUUUGAACUUGUGAAAUAUCAGCAAAGAUGAUGCCAUUUUUACUCGUCAGCUGUUGCUGCUUUGCUUCAUAGUCUCUUCACUAACGGCGAAUGCAUACCACUGCCUCUAUGUCAGAAUGUGUAGACGUAUCGAUGAGAAUAUAAGAAUAUGAAAGCACCUUUUAUCAUAUUAAUCAGAUAAAAGUCUACUAUUGAAAUAUAAAAAGACAAUAAAAAAUUAUUAUUAUUGGCAGAUUGACACUAUUUGUGCAUGCCUAAAAAUAGUUCUUUGUAGUCUUUGCAGGAAUCAAAACACUAUUGAAGUAUUUUCUAUUCAUUUCCACUCUCAUGACUGUCACUCAGAGCUAAUUUCACAAAUUGAAAUCAACAGUCUUGUCUUUGCCACACUUUGAGUCUCAAACCUCCAAAGCUCAAAAUGAGAACAUCUUGUAGAGAAGCUGUCCUCCCUCUGUGAGUGUCGCAUGUUUAUUCCUGUAAGAGAUUCAGGAAAACAAACAGCUCAAAGAAUCAUGUUUUGGAAAUCAAGUGGACAAUUUAAGAUAAAAGGCUGUUUGUAAUUCCUGACAGGACAGGAAGUGCUCUGUGCUGCCUCCUCAUCCCUGACUCUCUCUCUCUAUGUCAGUGUGUGUGUGUAAGACAGGGGGGUGUGUGAGUCCAUGUUUCUGGUGUUGUUUUCAGUGAUCCCAUGAAUCAUUCAUAUGCAUAUUUCAAGUCUUAGUUUUAUGUCCAGGCAGGAAGAGAAACACACAAGUUUUCCCAGCUCUGGCAGCUCUGUCAGAAAGAGUUACUGUAUAAACCAUCUGUGCUGAUUCGAUCUGACACACACAGACACACACAGGCACACACAGACACACACAGAAAUACACAAUUCAUGGUUGUUAACGUAAAUGACAACAUUUUUAUUAUUUAAUGUGAACUUCAGUUUCAAAUAUAAAAUCCUCUAUUCCCAAAGAAAGUUCUCUUUAAGUAAUCAAGUAUUUUUUCUAUUUCAAUGUAACAAAUCUCUGCACUGGCCUAUUAGGUUUAACUCAAAUACCUCAAACUUUUGAUUUGAGUCUAUUUUGGCGCCUCCUGCAGACGACACCAUGAAACUGUCUCCACACACCAAGCGCGAGUAAAAUCAUUUGCGCGAAUGAAUUGCAUGUUAAGUCAAUGUGAAGAUGCAAUAAGACACUCCUGCUACUCUGGCGGCCCGAAUGAGACAAAUUGGGUGGAAGCUGAAUAUGUCGGAUUUCCUGGUAAAUUGAAAAAAACCCUUUUCUAUCUCUUGAUCCCACCGGUGGAAUUGGCAGGGACUACUGUUGAAAUUACCGUUGACACGCGAAUGAAGCGAGUAAAUACUAUUCAUUCACGCGUCUAGAUUCGCGCGAAUUAAGCAAGUAGAUGAUUUUACUCACGCUUGGUGUGGGUGCCCCAUUAGCUGAUCUCAUCCUCUGCCUGCUUACUAUGAAGUAAAAUAAGUCUCUAAUUUUCAUAAUAUUUGACGGUUGAAUCAUUCAUUAUGAAUAUUCUAUGUGAAAACUCUUAAAAAAGGAAUGCUUUCUCAGCUGAUUCGCUGACACCUACCCCCCUGGCACUGUUUUCAGAGUUAAAAGAAGAUCGGUACAAAAAUCGUUAAACUAUUUGUGAUUGAUCUGGUGUGCUUUUCUGUAUCCUAAAGUUAAUUAUAGUCUGUUCUAUAACCAGCACAAAAAAAAACAAAAAAAAACUUAUAGGAGCUUUAAAAUGACAUCUAUUCACAUGUAAGGAAGCCUGAAGUGGAAAUGCAUCUUUGUAUUUCCCUUGUCCUCCCCCCUAAUGAAGAGUUGCAUACCUGAUGUUUUGGGACUUUUGCAAUUCCAUUAACGUUUAAAUUAUGAUCAUUUUCAGCUGAAUGUGUUUCUCUACACUUUUCAAAAUAUUCUCACACAGUGGUGAUCCACCGCGGUCUGUCAUUUAACAGGGUCAGUCACCGAGCAGCAGUUUGUCCUGCAGGAAGAGGAGAUAGAAGCUUCAAAUGAUUUUCUCUUGUCAGCUAAAAAAAAAGGAAAAAAACAAACAAAAAAGAAGAUGCACAAUGAUGGAAGACAAGCAAGUUCAAAUGCAAAAAAAAAAAAAGCAAACUUUCACACCCUGAGCAACAUUUCCAUCAGUGAGGAUGCUUUUCUACAAGAGAGGGUUUCAUAACCAUGGCUUUAGUUGCAGCAUAUUGCCAAAAAGAACAAAAUUUAUACCUCUGAGAGUGUUUCUUAAAGAUCUCAGGGGUUCGUUCAGACAUGUUGACCUUUAAUUUAAGUGUUAGAGGGUUAAGGAUUUAAAGCACGGUGCAUUAGUGAAUGCUGUUUCUAGCAGCCAGUGUUGUGUUUUGCCUGCCAGGUGCAGUCAGCCUGUCCGGUGAGUUUUGACAAGCAGAUCAAAACACGGCUCACGGUUCAUUACACUGAAUGGCAACUUGGCGCUUUCUGCCUCUGACACGGUCGUGUUUUGUGGUGUCUGGCUUAUCUUAAGACGCAGUUAUACUUGUGUGGUGCCUCUGGUAAAAUAACAGAUCCCAGCUCAGUGCUGAUUUUGAUCUGGGCAGAUGUGUCACGCUCAAUCAGGCUGUGCUUGUUAUGUGUGCAUUAUUUAAUUCACUCUGUGAUAUUGAGUGAUGGUGGGGAGGUGUUCCUCGUCUGGCUGCUGAACGGGACGCUCAUGCAAUCAACAGCUAGAGUAAUCACGCAGACGUUUCUUCAUUCACUCUAAUAGAGGGAGGCAAUCACUGUAAGCAGGAUGUUUGCAGUGGGAAGGACUCAGCGGAUGUGUGUUAUUGAAAAGGACAUAAUCACCGACUCCUCCUUCACCCUGCAUGAUGUUGUCCUCACCAUCAACAUUUUUCACAGGCAAUCAGAAGUUGCAGAAGGUUACACAAGCUGUGUGCUCUCCAUAUGACUCCUCCUUGGCCAGAUUAGCUCUGACAUGAGAUUAUAUUGAUCAGGUGGGAUUCAUCAUUGUUGCAGCCUUGACAUAACCCUUCAGCUACUAAGUACACGCGUUAUUGGUCAUGUAUGAUUGUCAACAAAGAGAUAAUGCAUGGUUGAUUUCAUCCAAAAUAGCUGGAACUCAAUUGUUAUUGAAGAUGAGCAUCAUUUUGACUUCAUAAUAAACUGGAUGAUUCAAUUAUUUUCCAGUCUCUAGGAAAAAACUGCUCAAUGAGUCAUCCUUGAUUACAGCUGCUUUAUUUUUUUGCUGUACUUUUCCUUUAUCAAGUAUCUUGGAGGAUGAUUCCUAAAUUCAUGCACCAAAGAAAACUGUGUGGUCGAAACUGUGUUCUUGUUCAGAGACUGUAUUCUACUCUCACUGGGUCGUGAAGGAUUCCCAUGUCUGAUGUAUAUUUGGUGAUUUAGAUGAGCGGACUCUUAGACUGCAGAAUAAAACAUUGUUUAACAUUUGUGUUUGGUUGUAAAAAAAAAAUAGGGAGGAAUGAUGAAGUUAAAAAAAGAAGGAGGCCCCCCUGUAAAGAAGAGGGACUCUUCUAAAGAGGCUGAUAUCUCUCUCCAUGUUUUUGUAUGGUAGCACAGACAUGCUAGUAAUAGACGUGUUUUUGCAAAAGAACUUGUUUUGAUCGAUGUUUUUGAUAGAAUUUUUUGACCCCUAUAUCAGAGGGGUUGCUGUCCUUGAAGGCCACCAUCACUUAUAGGAUUUCACUCAUGGGAGAGGGGGAGCACACUGUCCCUUUAAAAUCAGCCCGAUUAGAUGUUACACUUCACACAGAACAGAGUCAAUUCUGUUGUUUUUCCCUCUUAGUUCAUAUCUCGUCGUCUUUAUCUGCAUAUAUUUUUUCUUGAUGUGCAUAUAUACAAAUUGUUGAACCUUGCUUUUGUUGUUUAUUAUGAUAAGGUACAGUCCUAGGAUUGAAUGCUUUUAUUGGGAAACAUACAUCUACCCUGGUGUCUUUUGGUUGCCUAUAUAUUUCUGCUUUAGCCAUGUUAUAAUAACACAUCAUGGUUGUGUAAUACAGUGUAAUAUGGAGGUAAUAAAAGUGAAGGAGACAAAAUGCUUUAAAGCUAUAUGUAUACUUUCUUUAAUUCAAAGUGAGUGUGAAACAUGGUGCCCAUCUCUCUGAAGAUUUCAUCGCCCUUGUGUUUUUCUGGGUGAGCAUUUACCAUCUUUGUCAGCGUCACACACCUGCUCGUUCACGAGCCACAGUGUUAUGAAACCAGAUCCAUUAGACUGCUGCUGCUUUUCUUUGUGCCUCUCUGGUGUGAGGUGACUGCUCGGCCUUGAACCCUGAGAAAAAAAACAAUAAUCCUACAGAGAUAUAACAAGAAUAUCUGUAAAUAUCUUCUUUUGUUAAGUUCCCACCGAGUCUUGGAUAUGAUACUUCUAAGAUAGGAUUUGUAAGACAGCUACAUAAAACUUUAAAUUUGUUGAUUUUGUGGAGUAGGAAUAAAAAAUCACGUGGUUUGAGUGUGCGCAUCCUCUCGGCCUGACCUCUCCUCUGUUCACUCUGUAAGUCAGGAUAAGCCCAGUGAUGUAUGGCUUUCCAUUUGUAGAAGCUCGAACUAGAGAGCUCUACAUGAUUGACAUCUCCAGGAGCACUCAAGGAUGCUCUCAGCAGCCGAAUGCAAAACCCCUCCUCGUGUUUCUUAAGCCCUUCCCCAAAGAGGCCUGCACGUUAAUGUACUGUUUGUCGGUUAUUUUCAUUAAGUAAAUGUAUGUUGUUGACAUGCUGUGAUUGAUGGGCUGUUAUUUUUGGUGUGUGUGUGUGUAAGGCUAAGCCUGAAGGGCGCUGUAACAAGAGGGGUGUUCAGCUGUAAACAGGUCAGUUUAAGACACGUAUAGAGGGCUGACACUUCCAAUACGGCACGUGAAUCCCUCGGUGUUAGUCAUCUCUGACUUUUUAUGUAUUUUUUUGAUUCCUUCUGCACUGAUUUUUCUCUCAAGGGCAUCAGUCCAAAGAUCUGAAAAAAACUCUGCAAACAUAUGCUGGGAUGUUUUAUAAACAAGAAAGCAAGACUGUACAGCCCUCAGCAUUUGUCUUUUAAAUAGCAGGGAGUGUUUUUAAUUUUUAAUCAGCGUCUGGAUUCAGCAUUCAAACACACAGCGAUAGACAAUCCUCUUAAUGACGGCCAUGUGUCCUUAAACUGUCCUGUCAGGCUUUUUCCACUGACUCACACUCAUGAGUUUUGGUUAUUCAAAAUUGAUCAUAAUCCAUGAAGCUCUGCAAAGUCAUUUCCAGGUGAAACUCUUUGACGGUUGGCUGGAUCACUCUUAUAUUUCCUAACUGGAUGUAUUGUCUACAUCUGCCCAUCGUUGCAUAAUGCACACAAGACCUUUGGCGCAUUUAGUUCAGUAAGAAAUUUUAUAGUAUCUGUGACAAACUGUCUUGCCAAGAACUUAAAAGAAGAGGGUAAAAUUCAUGCAUUGUUAUUUAAGUUCAGUUAUUGCCUGGUUUUGUGGUGUACUUGGAGGGGUGGCCAACAGCAGGGUGUUAGUAGUGUCAACAGGUGCCUUCUGGAUGGUCCUCCAAUGCUUAAGUGACCUCUGGGUGCUCUUCCAAUAUACAAACUGUAAACUAAGUGACCUCUGGAUGCUAUUCCUGUAUGUAAACAAUUGUAAAAAAAGUUCCCAUCUGACGCCUAUUUGUGCUCUCUGAACACUAUUUUAACCGUGUUGUAAAAUGUCACAAUGCACCCCUUUAGGGUGAUUUUUCAAUGGACAUAAUAGGAAAAGUGAUGUGGUUUAUAUUUUUCAAUCUUUUUCUCUUUUUUAUACUUGUCUUUUAAACUGUGUUUCUCUUGAACUGCUCUUUCUAUUUUACACUAGUUCUUUUAUCUUUAUUUGUUUUUGUACCCAGUAUGUGUGAAUAAGUAUGUUGUGUGUACUGCUGCUGUCGACAAUUUUAAUGUCCUCACUGAGGAAUGAAUAAGAGAAUAUCUAAUCUAAUCUAAUCUAAUCUAAUUCAUAUGGUGCUUUGCUUGUCUUAUGAACUACUCAAAGCACUUUUAAACUACUUUUCACGUUCAUGUUGUAGCUCAAAAAAAUCUCUUAUAUGAGCUUUAAUCUUCUUCUUUGCAUUUAUUUCCUUAACUUCUUUCUUAUGCAGCUGUCUCUCAUUUUUAUUCCUCUCUAUUCCUAUAUAUAUUUUAUCUUUGUUGUUUAUUUGCUAUAACAUGACUGCUUUUUGUAUUUUUUGUACCCCCUGUUCAGUUUUUCCACAUUCACUUUUAUACAUUACUUGUACCAUUUUCUGUUUUCUCUCUGUUGUGUUUUUUUUUAUGCGUACAUAACUUCUACCCUCGUAGUUUAACCUCAUAUUGACUGGACCUUCCUUUUUUCUUGCCGUGUCUGGCCUUGUGUGUUUUGGGUUCUCGUGUUGCCUGCUGUGUUUUGUCAUUUGCUCGUUUGUCGGGGAACUUUGUAAGCUGCUGUUUUUAAAGCAUGCUAUAAAAAAUAGAUGUUUAUUACCAUAACUUAAACAUCUAAUCAUACAGACUGGUGCUAACAGUGUGGAUGAGUGGUGUGAUUAUAUUGCUGUGAUGCAUGGUGCGGUAAACAGUGCACGGCUUGUGUGAUUGCCUUCAGCGUGCUAAUACUCAUCACUGUGUUUCAUGUCUCCCUCUGAUGUUUAGCUCUUUAAACUUAAACAACAUGUGGGCGUGUGUAGGAUCUGUGACCCACAAGGAACAUGGCAGGAUGCCAGGCAUUGAUGCUUUUAGACGCCACGGUGGUGUGGAUGACUCACCUUCUCGCUCUGUCGGAGUAAAUGUGUGUACGAAUGUGUGUGUGUGUGUGAAAGCGAAGAUCUCCUGAGACACACACAUUAUGCAAUAGAUGUAUUAUAUAAUUUUAAGAAUAUAAGUGAAAUGUGAGGAUCACAGCGGCUGAGACAUAAAUAGAGACCUUUGAGAUGAUGUUUCGAGUGUCUGUUUCUCCUUCAUGUUGGACUGUGACAGCUGCUGAGUGUUUAUAAGAUAGAUUCUGCAUACAUGCAAAAAUUAAGCAUAACCAUCCUGCCUUAUUCUUGGAAAAAUGGAUCAGAAAUAUUCGUCAUGUCUUUUCCUGGUAUACCUCUGCUUUCUUGGAUGUGGCUGCUAUUGAUCCCGGGUGGCUGCGUUCAAGGAGAAGCAGCAAAUCAAAGACUCUGUGAGGCUUUUGAAUGAUUUGAUUUUUACCUCCUUUAAGCUGCAUUUAUUUAACCUUUUCAGUCCACUGCAGUAAUCAUUUAGAGUAUAGAGAAACACGCUGAGAUGAGGGGUUCCACAAGGGUCAGUCCUUGGACUUGUUCUUUUUUUGACAUCCACAGUUUGUCUUUAUUUGCAUUUUCAAUCCAAAUGUAUUUAAAGUGAUGAAAAAUAUGAACCUUUUUCUGGUAGUUAAAAUAAUUGGAUGAACUGGUUCAUAAAGAAGACAUUUAUGUGCAGGUGACCAAUAAUGUAAAGAGGAAUGACACCAGUUUUACAAAUCAAAGGGCUGUAACAAAAGUUUCACACGUAAAAAAGUUCAUAGAAAAUGUUUCGGUAACAUUUUACAAUAACCAUAACUCCAUAGACCAUUUAUAAAUGGUAAGCAGAUAGUUUAUUAAUAUUUAAUCAUCAUUUAUAAAUAGCAUAUAGACCAUUAAUACAUUUUAAAUUUCACAAUUUUAAAACCUAACCCUAACUCUAACUUUACAAUAACCAUCUACGUAAUGUUUAUAGAUGGUUUAAAAACCAAAUAUUAACCAUGAUGAAUAACCAAAUUAUUCAUCAUUUCAUUGCUUGUUAAUGGUAAAGUAACUAUUAACUUCCAUUAACAAAGUAUCUAUUUGCCAUUUAUAAUUGGUCUAUAUGCUGUUUUUAAAUGAUGAUUAAACAUUAAUAAACUACUUACAUUUAUAAAUUAUGGUUUUUGUAAAGUGUUACCAAUGUUUUGCUGCUCCAGAGAAACUGCUUGAUGUCUGAUGAUUGAUGUAAAGUAAAGACAGAUGGAUGACACCAAAGCCCCAAAUCUUGUUCUACUGGAGUAAACCACAAUGUUUCAAUACAAAGUGUUGAAGCUUGUCUCAAACACGGAGAGCCACGUCACCGGUGCUGUCCAAAGCUUUGAAUGUCACUGGUGCAUCAAAACGCUUAUCUUCAUCUUGAUAGCAUUGGAAGCUUCUGAGUUUCACUGUCUAAAUGAUUAAAAGAGAUUAAAUAUGAACUGAAAACAACUGAGCGUUGCUCCGAAGAAAGGCAUCAUUGUUCAGUCUGCAACUGAUACCAAGUAAGAUAGUAAUAUGAGUAAUUAGCUAUCUCUAUCAUAAAAAGUCUUUAGCAACCUCUUUGCUCCAAAACAUUAUUGUUUCAUGAGUCUUAGAAAUCAGAAAUCAUGUCAAAAGCAGUAGGUAGACCUUUACUUUAAGCUAACUUGCAUCUGUUAAGGUAAUCAAUUAAUGCAACCAUACAACUACGGCUUGAUUCCACGAAUAACCUCCAGUGAUACUAAUCGAGUCAACAUUUGUUUUAAGCUAUAGAUCACAUAAUAUGAAUGAAGUGACCAGGAGUUAUUGAAUUGGUGAGAAGUGAGUCCAGGAGAUCUUCAUCCCUUCAUCAGCUUUAGCCUACAUGAGCUGCUGUUAAGUAUAACCCACCAAAAUGCCUGAGCUAUAGCUUCCAGUAUUAGCUGAUUAUUAUUUGACCGACCCAGUUAUACGUAGUUUUAGUCCACUCAAUCUUUGCGUUUAUAACAAAAAGAAUAUAACAUUAUUUUUGGAAUAACAACUUAAGUAUAUCUUUUUACCUGUCACAUAGAUUGACGAGUUAUUUGGUUGUUUUGUUCUUUGGGGCUCUUGUAAAAUGUUCCUGAAACUUUCAAACGAUUAAAGCUUUUCAAUUUACAUAAUAAAAUUAUAACUGUAGGAUUUGUGGGUCCAUUUAGGAUAGUGACCUAAUUCCUGUUCCUUCCUCGGUGAAGGCAGCAUCUCUCCCUCAGCCUCCGGGGACCUGCUGUAUCCAGUAUCUUCUUUCUGACCGCUCUAGGCAGAAAAGUCAUUACCCGGCUGGUUGGAAUCCUUAAUGAUUCCCUGAGUCUUAUUCUGGCAGUGUCUGGUAUAAAUAUCCUCUGUGCAGGUUAAAGCAUGACCUUUUUUAGGUUUGGUCAAACAAACAACUCUCUGCGGGUUCAUGUGGUUCAGUUCAGGGAUGGUCACAGUUUGGAUGCUCUCGACAGCACAGGAAGAACAAAUAGCAAACUUUGAGGUUAAAGAUAAGCAGGAUUACUCAAGCUUAGAUAAAGUUACAGAACCAGAGCAAAACUUGAUGUAUAAAAGGUCUAAUAUUUCUUUAAUACUAGUAUCAAAUAUUCAUUUUUUCAUCCCUCAUCAUUAACAAAACCUCUGGACUCAGUUUCAUAUCAUGUCGGAUGAAAACAAGCUGCAAAUCCUCACAUUUAAGAAUCCAUAACAAGCAAAUGCUUGAAUCUGACUGUUUUUAAAAGGAUUUAAAAGUGCAGUAUGCAGUAUUUAGCGACACACAGUAGAAAAAAAAUUUCUGAGGGGUGAUAUUUGUUACUCACAGAAUAACUUGUAUUGACAGAGCUCACUUAUGCCCCCCUUUAAGUGCAGAAAUAGAUCCAUAUAUUGCAGUCAGCAGUGGUCUGUGAAGUCAGUCAAUGCUUUGCAGCACAAGAAGACACACAAGAGGCUGUGUCUGCACCUGUAUGCACAUCUAACGUUUAAACCUGACAUAUGUAGCAUCAAAUUUGACAUGCAUGAAAGGAGCUUCUUGUCCUCAGAGUUAACCAUCACUUCACUGACAGAAGGGGUGAGCAUGGGAGCAAUUCCAUCUACAUUCUGAUCGCUAGAUAUCCCCAAACACUUCCCUUUCUAUGCAAUGUACUUGUAAGAGAUGGAUGAACCAGUAAGCAUUUUGAACUUGUUAAAAAGAUAUAUAAAAUUUGUUUUUCCAUAGGGAGGGCAGCACCAGCAUCCUCAACAACCUGCUGUCCCGAAUGGAGCAGUACGCCAACAACCUGGAGAACCUUGUGGAGGAGCGGACACAAGCCUACCUGGAGGAGAAGAGGAAAGCUGAAAACCUCCUCUAUCAAAUUUUACCACAGUAAGAAAAAUCACUGUUCACGUUCACGCCCACGUUUUUCAUUCCAAGAAGCUUAAUACUUCAUUUUAACUUGAACUUGGCAAAAACUGUGGGCUGAGUGUUUCACUGUGCCUCAAUGACACGUCGUGUUAAAUCCCUGAAUUAUUUAGAAAGACUCAUAAUCCCUCUCAGCACCUCAUUUUAUUAACUGAUACACAUUUCCCUGGGCACAAUCUCACUGUAGAUGAAAGGGAACAGAGAGACUGACAGGCAGAGUGCUCAUUAAGUCCAGAUAGAGGAGCACACUUGAUAGAGAGUUUAGGGGUUUGGAUAACACCACAACCGCAAAGCCCAUCUUUUCACACAUCUAUCCUCUUUUUUUUCCUCUGAUAAACCUCGUCUUCGUUAACGCUCAGGCCAGAGAGGAAUACCGCUCAUCAUUUCUCACAGCUUUUAAAUUGAACGUAUAACUUUUGCUUCUGUGUUUUAGCCUUCAGCAAAAUCAGACCGAGAAAAAGUUGAAAUAAAGAGAAUUUGGAUCCAACAUCCAGGUGUAAUUACACCUGCUAGGCGUUCAUUAGCCAUGUUUUGGAUAAGAAGCAAGUUUUUAUUUAAAACUAGCUUUGAAUAAAAUAACCAUCAUCAUCAGACUAUGCUUUUCUCUUCUGAGACAGUUUCCUGUGAAAAAAGUCACACAUUUUUAUUUUUAUUUUCAGUAUUUUCAGCAAUUGCCUGAUUGUCUCCUCACAGUCAGCCUGAGUGCAUUUCAAAUACAUCAUCCUACGUCUAUGAAGCAUGCCAUGUUGGCUCAGCUGAUCCUGAGAAACAUUGCAAUGUCUGGUAGCAAGGGCGGCUAUAGUUAAUGGUCAGCUUAACCCUGGAAACUGAAUCAAAAUGACACUGGAUUAUACUAAAAGUUAAAGGAAUCUUGGCCUAACUGAGGACUCAUUAGAAAACUUCUUAUAAAAGAGAUUGAAAAAUAUUGCUUAUUAAAAAAAAACAAAAAAAAAAAAAAACAGUGAAUGUGAUUCACAUUUGUCUGACCUGGAUUUUGAGACCAAAAUUUCACUUGUUGGUGUCCAGAAUAAGAUAGCAGCUUAUUUUUGUCAAAAAUUUAUUUGAGGGAACAGAAAAAAACAAACAAAACAAAACAGAAAAAUAGACCACUAAUACAAUUUAAACAGCAAUUAGACACAAAAACAGCUGAAUAAGAACCAAAACACAUAGAUCUGAAGACAUGGUAAACAUACUGAGGUCCAGCAUACUUGAAAGGGUUUAAAAUCCCAGACCGAUUAAUGACAAUAAACCAUGGAUUAAUAGUGUCCUGUUAAAGGACAACACUGUGAUUAAGAUCAAAAACAAACAAACUGGAUAUUGGGAUAUGAUCUAGUAUUGAAAACCCUUAUAUGCUCAUCAACUGCCCAUUUUCAGUUUGACUCAGUCAGAAAUCUUAUCAGGUAACUUCUGCUCAUGACUCAGUUCUUCUAUGUCUGUCUUUAUGAUUAACAGAUGGAAGUUUUAACAUUGCUGCAUGUGUGUUUUCUUCCCUUCCCUCAGUUCAGUGGCAGAGCAGCUAAAACGAGGGGAGACGGUGCAGGCAGAAGCAUUUGACAGCGUCACGAUUUACUUCAGCGACAUCGUGGGCUUCACGUCAAUGUCUGCUGAAAGUACACCGCUGCAGGUACACAGAGAUUACUUCUCCGAUGGAUAACUACUGCUCUGAAAUCCAGUUUUUCUCUCAUUGUUAGGAUUUGGAGUAACAAGCUACUCUAAGUUCCUCUGAAGCUUUUACAAUCCACAGCUCGUGACUAAAAAUGCAGCGGAUUCUGUUUCUGUAUUCAUGCAUAAAAGUGCUCACCAGUAUCAGGUCUCUACCUACGGUGUGUCUCAUAGUUCCCACAGUGUGUGUGUUCCCACACACGGGCUGCAACUCAAAAUAGUAUAUUUGUUGGAUGGGAGAGUGUGCUGACGCAGAGUUGAGUCACAUUAUGCCACCACAUAUCUCCCUCUCACAUGAAACAGAGGUUUUAGAGCAAAUACAUCAGAUCAUUGUCACAUCUCUGCAGAGGGUGUAAAGUGCUGUUGACUGAGUAACACCUUCAGAUGGAGUGGGGUCACCCGAGAACUAACACUUGUUCUUUUCACCUUCAAACUGCUUCUUUUCUCUGGACCCGAGAAAAGCUUUUUCUGGUCUUUGUGUUUGUAGCAGUUAAUACAAUCUAACCAAACUGCUUUUAAUAUUUAAUAAAUAACACAGUCUAAAUAUUCAAAAGCUGGGAUUUAUAUGUCUGACACAUAUUAAAGGAAACUGCUGGCCUAGAGGUCUGCAGUCCCCUUUUAUAUCCUUCAGCUUCCAGCUUCUUUUGCUGCAUGUCACUCCUGCUCUCUCUCCCACAGCCCUGUCAUCUCAACAUCGAAGCAAAAAAACAAAAAAAUAAAUAACAUAAACAUAAACUCUCAUAAAUUUAAGCCUUAUUUUCAUCAUUAGUUCAGACCUUUAAUCACACUGGGUUAAUAAUUUGAUUCUAAUGAAUUAUGGCUUUAUUCUUGUGAUUUUUUUUUACUGUUUUCUUUCAAAUUUUUGAGUUUAUUCUACAGCUUUAUUUUCAUUUAUUUCUGACUGUAGUUUUUUAUAAAUCAAUGACUUGUUUUUUGCAACUGUACGACCACAAUGUCAUAAACAAGCAGCACUAAAGCCGACGUGGUUGAGCGAAAAACUGCAGUUCCUCAAGUGUCCACUUGAGGCUGUCUGCAGACGCUGCAGACACCAGUAGUAGUAGCAGUUUUUAGAGCAAAAAUAAGCGCAUGUACGACCUGGUCAAAAAAUGGUUUCAGUCUGAUUCACUAAUAGGCUUCAAAACUCUGUGUAUUACUCAGUCAAUGGUCCUCAAUUUAUGACUUUUUUAAUCGUAAAUAUACAAGGUAAAUUCAAACCUGUACAACCCCAAGCCUUUAAAUUGAUGACUUUUUUUCUCUAUAUGGCUUUAUGACUAUUUGGACCUUAUUCUUGAAAUUUAAAAUUGUGGCUUUAACCCCCAUGUUGAAAUACAUACUGUACAUUUUGUCUCAUUGAAAGCCUUUCCUUACCGUCUGAAUUCCUCCUUUUUGACCUCUUUCACUUAAUGUUUAUAUAGAAAUUAGAAAUCUCACUAAAGGUAAAAUCUUCUCUUUUUAAAUCUGCAAAUAAAACAGGAGAAGAGUGAUCCUCUUUUGAGCUUUCGUCGCGGUUUGCAGCUGUUCCUGUCAGGCGGCAUACAAGCCUAAAGCCGCCAACCCUCCCAACCCCCCAGCCCAGCAUCCCCAAUGAAAAUUUACACCCUCAGUGCUGCUGUCAGCCUGUCGGUCAAUCAAAUCCUCCAGCACAUGCUCAACAGUAAUUGUAGUGGUUUGACUUGUACACUGAGGGCUAUUUUGAUGCAAUGUUGCAGUGCAUCAGAGAGAUGCAUCCUUCUCUAUAGUGCAGUGUUGUUUAUGAAUAUAUGGAAGAUAUCACCUCACCUGCAUCCGGAGCCAUUCAAGUGUGAUAAUAUAAUUCAGGAGAGAGAUCCACCUUUUUACCCCAGGAAAGAUUUCCAUCUGCUAUAAUGACAUGUUUCCAGGAAAGCUAGAAAGCUAGAAACUGUCCGUGAGAAUAGAGAAAAGCAAAUUUUUUAAUGUUUGGAAACAUGAUAUUUGAGCUGUAAAGGCAAGAAUCACAUUCUGUCUGUAAUUUGUGGAGCUGCCAUCUCUUUAGCUCACAUAUAAAUUUCACACUCAAGUUUUAAGAGUUAAAUCCUCAGAUUGAAUGUUUCUGAUGGCCUUGUCCUGAUAAGACAAAACUCCAUUUGUUUUAUUCUAAGAUAAGUGACUAUUUAAAAAAGGAUUAACAUUAGAGACGACAACUGAACAACAAAUCAGGGUUUGAACAAACAGCCAACAUCUGCCUGAGUGCUACAUUACAGCCCUUCAUUCUGUUAAAUUUAAUCCAGAUUGGGUUUGAAAUAUUCCAUCUGCUGGUGUGAUUUAUGAUGCUGUAAACGUGUUUGUCAGUGAGGCUCAGCCGGCAGCUGCAGACAGACUGAGAUAAUGUGGGAAACUGUGAGGUUCUGCAGAAACACAGGCCUCCCAAGUUGUCAGUGUUUUUAGCUUCGGCUCAAAAUAACAGACUGAACCUCGGUGAUGAGAUGCAGACUCACAUUUUGAAGCUGCAAGUUUGGCAACAACACCUUUGUCAUCUCGGUUAUUUGCUGCCAGAGGUAACCAUAUGUGGUCAAGAGAAGGUGGGGAAGACACUCUCAGCUCAUCUGUUUUAUGUGUUGCUUUAUUACCAGGAUGUAAAGUAGACACUCAUGUUUGAAUCCCGAGUAUUCAAACUAUUAUAAAUUGUUUCACAAGCUCUUGACCUUUGAUUUUGUUGCCGGUUUGUUGGUUUUGUGGUUUUAUUAGGACACUACUGUAUGAAAAGAAUUAGCUCCCUCUCCUUGAAUAAUGAAUAGUUUGAUUUUUUGGGUGACUUGACCUCAGAGGUAGAGCAUGUUGCCCUCAAAACAGACUCACCUAGUAGCUGCAUAUUAAUCUCCUCUUUCUCUCCCCAGGUGGUCACAUUGCUCAAUGAUCUGUACACCUGCUUUGAUGCCAUCAUUGAUAACUUUGACGUAUACAAGGUAAGCCAGGAUAAUCCAUGUCAAUAGAAAUGGUAUGAUCUGUCUAUUUUUAGGUCUGAUGUUUGAGAACACGUGUUUUACAGCAUUUUGGGCUUGACUUAAUGUUUAAAGAAACUCUCAGAAACAAGGCUACAUCCAAAAAUUUCUUUUCCUGACUGUAUUUUACAAAAUGAUUUAGCCUUUUGAUUUUUGUUCUUUAGGUGGAGACCAUCGGUGACGCCUACAUGGUGGUGUCAGGGCUGCCGGUGAGGAACGGAAAGCUACACGCCAGAGAGAUCGCUGGGAUGUCGCUGGCGUUGUUAGAGCAGGUCAAAACGUUCAAGAUCCGACACAGACCCAACGACCAGCUGAGACUCAGGAUAGGAAUACACACAGGUGAGUGUAUCUGAGUAAUGCAUGCUGCCAAAACUGAUAUCAUGAUUUACUUACUGGUGGAUGCAGGACGUUUUCUACUCUGUCCCAAUAAUAAUAAAAAAGCAGAAUAAAGUUUUUUUUAUGUUUCUUUUCUCAAUGAUAGAGUUAUUAUUCUCUUUCCUGCCUCCGGCAUGCUCUGACCCUUUCAUAAUUCAACUCUCUAUCAAUAACUGAGAAACUAAAAUUAGACUUUUAUUAACAGACUCAAAAAUUCAGAAGUCCAAGUCAGACAACUAAAAUAUUUCCAUUUGGAGAACUUUUUCAGUUGAACUUCCAUUUAAUAGGGAAAGCACUGAACCAUUUUAUUCUUUGGACAAACAGAGCAAAAUCCAUUUCCACUCUAAAAGGCUUCUGAUCCGGUCCAAUAUUGAUUGCAACACAAAAACCUAAGAGACAAAUUCAACAGAAACUUGGACAAACUAAAGCAUUUCUCUUUAUCUCUUCCUUAAAACUAUCAAAACGUUGCAUAACAGCAUAUUUCUGCUUUUUUGAUCCACAGAAUCCCAGAACAAGUUUGAAGGAUCAUCUUUAAUCAUAGCGUGUUUGAGAUUCUGUGAACAAAGACAAAACACAAUAGAAACAUCUUGAGUUGAAACUUCUUUCACCACAAACAAGUCUCAAAACAACAAAUAUAAAUUGAACUUUUUUCGUUUUCCACGUCACAUUGGACACUCAAUAACAAUAAACAAAUAUAAAAUCAUAAAAAAGUACAACCCCGGGAAAACCGGACAGGGAAACAUCAAUCUGAAUUCGUAAGUCUUCAAUUUUCAAACAUAGACGCCUUACGUCAAGACAAAAAUCUGAGUGCACUGUGAGGUUGUUUCGGGACAUUUGUACUGGUUUUAGUGGUUUUAUAUCAUAUCAGUUGUUAGUGAGAGUACAUCAGUUGCGGGGCAGCUGUGAUAUGUGACUUCCACUUCUCCACAUAUAAACACAAUGACUGGAAAUAAACACAGGAUAUUUAAUCUUGAUCUGUCGGCAGCUUUUCGUCUGAGGUCAUUUCCAACAGCUUCUGACACAGUAUUUAGACAGUACCAGUUCUCGGCAGCGUGUUUAUAUUCUCCUCCAGACACCUGACAUGCAGCAGAAACAGACCAGCAUGUGUAGGCUGGUACUUAACAAUGUCAGAGUCAUUUAAAGGCUUCUGAGCGCAAUUUCAAUCCACUCACACCUCUGUCGUCUUAUUAAAAAGCAUUCUCUCCACCAUGGCUGAGUGAUAAUGACUUCUACCCUAAGUGUGCCAGAUAUUACUGUGGUUUUCCACUGUUCCAUGUGACUAUAUUUAGUUUGUGUUUUGCAGGUCCAGUCUGUGCCGGGGUGGUUGGUUUGAAAAUGCCCAGAUACUGUUUGUUUGGAGAUACAGUCAACACAGCGUCUCGAAUGGAGUCAAACGGAGAGGGUGAGUCUCACUCUCACUUGUUUGGUUCCUUUGGUUAGAUUUUUACACUUGAUUCACACAGUUUAAUAUCCUGGAGCAGUAUUUCUUUUACCUCUACUUUAUUACAUUGUGACCAAAAAAAAAAACAUGUCUAGUUUGUUACACUGAGCUUUACAUCCGUCAUUCUUACAUCUGUCAUCCUUACAGCUCUACAAAUAACCCCUCAUUUUUAAAAUCAAUGGACUUAACUCCAAAUAGGUGCUCUAACUUUUACGACUCUAUCUGUAAGAAAAGAGUCUUUCAUGCUCAAUGAUUUCAUCGCAUUAAAGGGUCUAUUAGAGUCUGACGCAUUUUAGAUUAACCCAAAACUUUGCUGCUACAGAAGAAGAAAAAAGUGCUAAUGAUGGGAUUAUUUGCAGCUACAGAUUAUCCACUGAGAAUGCGAUGAACAGCCUCGCUUUCUUUGGUUUAAACACACACAACUCUUUCUACGCAGGUCAGAUUUCUUAAAAAGCUUUUGAGAAGAUUUGUGGACUGGUUUUAAAUCUGUUUUUAGUGAUAAUGAGUGUUUCCUGUAAGUGAGAAGGAAUUAUAACAACGUAAUGAACUAAAAUGCUGAAUAUGCUUAUUCUGUAUGUUGAAAAUUCUGUAUCAAUCAAUCUUUACAUCUGGAUGAGCAUUUUUUUUAUUUGAUCUGUUUGUAAACAGAGCCCUAUCUGUCUUUGCUGGUGUGUGUAAAUGAAUUCCUGCUGAUGUGUUUGGUUUGAAAGGCUCCUCAGCUGAAUAUGAGAUGUAUCGACGUGCUGAGAGGCAUACUUUUUACUCUGACAUUUCUGUUUUUAACUGGCUGUGACAGGAACUAGUGUUAUGAAACUGUGGUUGGAGCUCCUGCGAGCGAGUCAUCGGAUGUAUUGAUUAACUACUGGGCUGCUUCCUGUAUUGUGCCUCCUCUGGUAAAUAAUUGAUUGCACUUACAGCAAAGGGCCCUUAGCCAGCGAUAAACUGUGCAGCCUGAAGCUUCACAGGCAGGAGUCAUGUCUCACAUCUCUGCACUGUGAGCAUUAAUUGGGACAAACAAUACAGAUUUUCAUCACUGUUAGCAUCUCAGCUGCUGACUUACAUCAUCAGUCUGCUAUAAAACCCUGAGGCUGGAGAUAAUAGCAGUGUGGUGGUAAUUCAAAGAUUUGAUGGAUUGAAUACAUAAACUUGAGUCGUAUCUGUUUUCUCCUUUGUCUUGCAGCCUUAAAGAUCCAUGUAUCCUCUGCUACCAAAGAAGUGCUGGAUGAGUUUGGCUACUUCGAUCUCCAGUUACGAGGAGAUGUAGAAAUGAAGGUAAGAACGUUUCCUUCAGAAACCUUUUAACAAGAACAGAUUAAAACCAAUAGAAAAGGGGGGAAGCAUCUAGCUUAAAAUGGUGUCUUUUGGGGGUUAUAAAAGCUCUGAUUUGGAGUUCUGAUUUGUAAAGACUAGAAUCCACCAUUAGAAGAAAAGUAUAACAUCUUUACUGACAGACUGUAAUAAAAAGUUGGUCUAACUGUUGUGCUGUGAUCUCUUGAUUUAAGGACUAAUGUUCUGAAGCCUUAAGGUUAGCAUUUUGGUAGUCACUAUAUUUCAACUGGGGUACAUAUACUGCCACCCACUUUGCUGGUAAAGUGGUCUGUUUCUGCACCCCUGACCUAAUUAAAGUCAUUAUUACAGAAUAAUAAUAAUAAUAAUAAUAAUGCAUCAGAUUUCAUAUAGCGCUUUAUCAGAGACCCUCAAAGCGCUUUACAUUGGAUACAUCAUUCAUUCACUCACACAGUCACACUUUGGUGGUGGUGGAAACGUGGCUGCCAUUCUGCGCCUACGGCCUCUCCGACCACCACCACACAACACUCACAAUCAUACACCAGUGGAGGACACACACUGGGAGCAAGGUGGGUUAAGUGUCUUGCCCAAGGACACAACGGACAGACUUGAAUUUUGGGGGAAUUGAACCGCCAACCUUCGGGUCAUUGGAGCUACAUUCUUAAACAGACAAACAAUUGAGACCACCAGCUCAUUGGGAAAAUAUCUACCUCCUCUCACCAAAGAUGAGUUGCCCCCUACUGGCCAAUAGACGAAAUGCAAGUUUCCGUAUCACUUCACUCACCUUGUAUCUUACAGCUAAUGGUUAUUGGUACAUAUUUGCUUCUACAGAUGGUGAAGAAAUGUUGUUUCAAGCUUCCGUAAGGGAUUGUUAACUUGUUGUGAAACAGACUAGAAAUUAUUCUGAUGCCUCUUUGUAAUACAGAAAAGCAAACAAGUGAAGACAGUAAAAGCUCUGGUUCAAGCUCAUUUACUCUCAGCUUCUCCUGCAAAGAUCGCCUCUCAAACAGCUUGACUGAGUUUUCUUUUUGCAUUUUGUUAUAGCUCUCUCUAUGACUCAAGCAUCAAGCUUUUCUCACAGGUUCAACAAGUAUCUGCCCCGCUCUAGAGAAAUCUCUAUAUAAACACUGUCCAUUUACAAUUUACCAUUACUCUCAUAGUUUAAUAGUGCUUCAAGUAGCUCCUAUCUCUUAUAUUGAAAAGAGACAUGUGCAACUUAUAACAAGAGUCAAUAGAGACCUGAGGACACAACCAUUCAUGCCUUUGACUCCAAGUAUGUGACAGUGGAAUAUUUUAAUCUAUAUUUUGACUUCACCUUAUUACACUGGCUUUAUAAUAUGUCUUGAUCUCUUCAAACUGAUAUCUAAAAAAUUCUGCAGUGGUGUGCCAUUCUCCUUGUGGAGAGCGGUGGGGCGGUGCCCUAGCACCCUCUAUUGACCAGCUGCCACUGAUUAAUACUGCUGUUCUUAAGAAGAGAGGGAGAAGUGUAACCUGAACUCAGUGAACGUCAGGGUCACUCUUAAACAAAGGGCGGCCUAACAGGGCAUAUCACCCUCACCCCUCAUCCUCCUCUACAUCUCAUUGAUGAACUUAUUGAUUUCUGUGUUUUUCAGGGCAAAGGCAAAAUGAGAACGUACUGGCUUCUCGGGGAGAAGACUGAUGUGUAUGUUAUCUGAGAGGCCUGCUGAUGAUCCACAGCAGCAGAGGAGACGAACAGCAGGAGCUCCAGUGGCCGAGCCACUUCUUUAUUUGUUCUAGAAUAAGUCCUUAUCGGUGAUUUCCGUGCAGAGGAAAGGAGAACGACACCAUGUGACAAAAAACGGGGGGAAUUCCAGGUAUUUUUAUGACCUGCAUACUGUAACUGCAAAAAAGAGAAAAAAAAAAUUGUAAAAGUUGUUUUUUGUAUGAAGAAGCUUUCUGUCCUGAGAGUGAGUACUUUUCACUGAUAAAUUCUUAUUUUUUGUGCUUUCUAUAUUAAGAUUUGUAUAAUGUGUUUGGAAGUCAAUGAUGUAUUAAUAUUUCAUCCAUUGAAGUUUGGAGGCACAGGAUUACUAUGAUGUCACUGCAGGGGUUCACGGACCGUGUUACACAGUACAAGCGAAUAUGUAUAUAUGUAUAUCCAAGAUACUGUAAAAUAUUUUGUUCAAUAAACGGAGUAAAUCACUCUUUUUCCAUUUAUAGAUCA
Xyrichtys novacula (pearly razorfish) is the source of this 79249-nucleotide messenger RNA. Lineage: Eukaryota; Metazoa; Chordata; Actinopteri; Labriformes; Labridae. The record is from the annotation of a GenBank genome assembly.